This is a messenger RNA of Porites lobata, 56771 nucleotides long. NCBI's taxonomy places the organism in Eukaryota, Metazoa, Cnidaria, Anthozoa, Scleractinia, Poritidae. The record is from the annotation of a GenBank genome assembly.
CCUACUCGUAUUUCACAAAGGGCUCUUUGAAGCUACCUUCCAGUGUCUGCUACGCGAUAGACCCUCGACCAUCAAUCUUGGUCAACUUUUGACUUAUAAAUGGUUCGAGAGUAGUAUCAUUUGCAUCAUUUUUACGGGAACUGAGAAUGUUGAAGACCACGUGGAGUCGCUUGCUUUUUCUAGGACUUCUUCUUAUUGAGACAUCUUCAGCCCGUAAGUAAUUUCAAUCUGUUACAUGUAAGCAUGCUGUUGCGACUUAAGCACGCUAGACUUUAUAUAUCACCAUAUGUCUGGCUGUCCCCUCUGUUCUUUGUCCUCUACUAGAAAAACGUGCUUGUAACUGCAAGGCAACAAGAUUAUUCCAUUUGCAGAAGAAAUGUAGUUGGAACCGAGUGUUGCAUUACUCAAAGAGUUACACUCAUGAUUGUUAUCCUUUCCAAAAAGGAUGAGAGGGAGAGUAAACUAUCCAAAAUAUUCAUCACCUUGUUUUGGGGGAAAGAGCUAGGUUUUUCGGUAACUUUAAAGAAAAUUCUACCUUAUACCUUUUCAAUGUAUGUUAAGACCUCUCACUGAAGUAGCCAUCGUUGCAAGUAAACUCGAUCAAGGGCGGCAAAUUGAAGUCGAAGAUCAUUGCAACUCAUUGCACAUAACAGAUCAUAACAUAGCUUGGUAAGAACCAAAAAGGAAAGUAUAUCCAAAGUGUAUUCACCUACAUCGACUAAUAUAUCGUUAAAGGUCUUCAUUCUCGAUAAAGGUAACUUCUAAACUUUUUUAAACGUUAAUAAUGCGGAAAGUACAUCUUUAAACAAAGACGCACUCAUUCUUUAGACUCAUGUUAUCUUAGAUCAACGAGGACGGAAUUGUUGACAAAACAAAAUUAAUACCACAUGAAAGAAAUAUCGAUGCUGUUUAAAAACUAGGCAAUUUCAGGCCAACGAAAGGAAAAGUGAAAAGUCAGCGCUAAGUUAAUUGUUUCAUCAAAUCCUCUCGCUAAAUGGUUUUUGAUCUUUUUUGGUGAUUGAUGUGGGUUGGUCAAUAAGCUUAUAUCAAUCGUUGCGCCAUUCUUCAAAGAGUACGCCUGUAUGUUAUACAGGCUACGUUACAACGGAGAUACCGUCCCUAUAGGCUGGAGUUGGCUUGGGUUAGUAGCUACCAGCGUUUUAAAGCCUAAAACACACUUAAUUGUAAAUUUACAGUGCUUUUAGAGGCGAAGACGAGGACCAGGGAACAAAUGCCUCAUUCUUCUGUUUUGCAUCGCGUGACGCCCGGACAGUACAGUCACCAGAUUAGUUGUUUGCGUGAGAAGCUCAUAGCCUCACAAGGCCCACUGAAUUGACUUUACGAAAUAUUUAUGGACACUUUCCAUAUUUCUUGAAAAUGGAAAAACCAAAUAGGAUUAGCCAGACGACGAUUUUUGAUAUGGCAAUUAAAAAAGAGUGCAAAGGGGAAUAAAUUUCGUAAGAAAUGAGAGAGAGAAAGAAGAUCAGCCGAAUUUACGAAAACCGCACCAGGUCUGGCCACAAAGCUUAACUUAACUUAAAUAAAGGGGUCAAUGGCCACCUUACUAUAGAAAAAUUCAGCUCUUUCCUAUAAGCCAUAUGACUCCCUUCUUGACUCCUAUUUGGCAAAGAAAUAUUCAAAUCUAUCAAAUUCUAUCACUUUCAACUUGGUCAUUCCCCCGGGGGGGGUACUCCCUAAUAUGGGCUAUACAGGUAUGUGCGGCCCCAAAGGGUAGGGUUUUUCAGCCGUUUUGGUCAUAAAUUGGGUAUCGAUUUUGGCUAUUUUGCCGCCAUUUUGGUCAUAAAUAGGGAAAAGAUUUUUGCACUGUAGUCUUGAAUGCACUUUUUUAGAAGAAGCUAUUUCCUUAUCAUGUCCCCCUAACCUAAUAAAAGCAGAUAAACAUUGCCUUUAACAUUGGUCUGAACUAGGGAAAUAAUUAUAAGGCAGGUCUGAAACAGGGUAUUGAUUUAAGGGUCAGGUCAUAAAUAGGGUAUCAAAUUUUUGGUUAGGUCAUAAAUAGGGUAGGGAAAAUCGCAGAUUUUGGUCAUAAAUAGGGUAAGGGUUUUGGGAAGCGGGCCGCACACCCCUACCCAAUUUUUCUGCGAGUACCCCCCCCGGGGUCAUUCCUAGCUGCUUUAGAGCCCUACAUGACCGUGGCAGCUUAUUAAAAAAAAACAAACCGCUUAUGAAAAUUCUCACCGGCCGAAGUCACCAGAAACCUGGCUAUUGCUGUGCGAAUAAUCUAGGCCUUUUUGGAGCAUGUUUUUAAACACUUCGCUAGAUAUAAAUUUAAUUAAUACAACAGGUCUCUUCAAAGGCUGCGCUACUGUUUCAUUUCAACGUAACAGCGAGGGCAACAAAGCAAAACUUGAAACUUAGCAUGUUAAUCAGUGUUAGGCUAGAAUAAUGUAUCACCAUCUGUCAGAGUGUAAGGUUUAAACGGUAAGUCAGGGGCGGAUCUAGGGGGAGAGUGCAGGGGCUGCGCACCCAACCCACCCCCUCCCCCCGAGAUGACUUGCGGCUUUCUAAUACAACUGGUAUUCUGUAUUAAAAUAGGUUUACGUGACCAGUCAGUUACGCCAUUUCUUAGUGGUGCAUCUCCUCCUAAAAAAAAUCCUGGAUCCGUCCCUGCCCCCCCCCCCCUUCCCUUUAUCAAAGAGGCUCUGAAAUCUCGCAUCGUUAUCUGCUUGGCUUGAAAUCGCAGGAAGUUUAAUAACUCUACUGAAAUUAGCAGCAAUAGGACAAUCUUGAUUUGUAAUAUUAGAGGGACAUUUGACUUGAAAAAUGAUUCGUCCAUGAGAAAACUGGUGUCAGUUUAUUGUAACGGUUUUAAUCCGUUUAUUGUUAUCUUGUUUAGAGAACCCAGGCGAUCCAUGCAUUCUUGACCUUGGAUUCAUAUUGGACGCUUCCGGAAGCAUUACAUUUGCGUGGCCUGGAGUCCGACAGUUUGUUGCUAAUGUUGUCCGUCAAGUGAACGUUUCUGCUGAUGGGUCUCAUAUUGGUGUAAUAAAAUUUGGUGCUGAUUCUAACGUUGAAUUUGGGUUUAGCGAAGGACAAGACAAGGAUGCUGUUAUCAACAGGGUUCUUAAUCUCGCUGGACCAGAACCAUUCGCUAAUACACAGUUACAUUUGGGAAUUAAAGAUGCGAAUGAAAAACUUUACAACAACGCCACGCCUUCGUAUCGAACAGAUCCCAGUGUUAGGAAGGUACGUCCUUAUUAUUUCCUUCAACAGUAAAGUCGUUCACGUGGCUCGUCAGUCGCGCAGUUGGUUUGUUAUUACCUCUGCUCGCAGUCGAGGGUAAAUAACGCCCGCUCUGCCGGCUUAAUAUUUUCUGAUUUUGAUAGUCUAGAGAGCCUUCUGUAGCCGGGUACCUUCGGAACCAACUGGGCACUACCCUGUUCACAGACGAUCUACGUGAAAGUUCUCAUUCAAGAUGUUCGAGCUAGCGUAUGAGAAUAAAAACCGCAGCGGAUUAAUUUACCGCUUGUAGGGUGCGCGUCAACGUCUGUGGACAGGCUAUCUAGACACCUUCCUGAGUAGCUUUUUCUUAGUAGUUCAUGAUCCUAUGGCAACCAGUGGUAGUGAAGGAAAUAACUUAACCAGUUCAUGCCUAGCCCAAGUUUCUGGCGAGAUAGCUUGUCACUCUAACUUUUAAUUCUGUUACCAUUUAAGUGAAGCCUCUUCAGCAGGACUUUUGUGCAAUUGCAUAAAUUGCGUUCACUGCGACAAUCAUUUCUUCAUUUUCACUAUUUUUUUCAUAGGAUUUUAAGCUAAGAAAUUUUAGGUUCAAACCCGUAUCCCAAAAGAAGGGCGGAUUCCACUGUCACAUAAUUUUCACGUGCGUGCGCACUUAAAUUUUACGUGCGUAAAUAAAAUAGAGACGAUAAAUGAAAUGUUGCGCGUGACCUUUCAUACACCUCCCCCAUUUUAUUUACGCCCGUAAAAUUAAGUGCGUACGCACGUGAAAGGUAUGCGACAAUGGAAAUCCGCCAUAAGGAGCCAAUUGCCCCAGAGAGAUAGUACGUCAUGAAGUAAAAUUCGAAAAGAAAGGUGCUUGUGGACUCUUAGCAGCAACAAAUGAAGGGAAACAGGGCGCAAAUACUGAAAAUACGAAGUGUGAAAGAGUGUAAAGGAGAAACUGAGGCGAGUCGUCCCACCUGAUUCCUAGUUUUCUUCGGCUCAAUAGAAUUCGCUCCCUUCAGCCUCGCCGCUGAGCUUCGGCUCGGCUGUCCGACGGCGGGAGUUCUUAGAUUUGGGAAGGGCGAGUAAUCUCCCAGCUAACCAUGUCUGUCGGCCGUGGCGAUUUCUGCCACGCACAUGGUUUUCAAGCCACUUUUUGUGGGGGAGUGCUUUCCAGCAUGUUUGUGGAGUAAGACACUCAGUCGUUCUGAGCUUAAAGAGUUCACUAUUGCUUUUUCUCUACCAAAAACUAAAUCUAGUCGCAAUUCUAUCUAGACUUUUAAAAAUGUUCCUCGUCCGAUCUAAUAUGGCGCAAGACGAAGGUCGACCUCUCGCGACUUCGUCGCUCGCUGAAAGACUCGUGAGGUCGACUUGUGGCAAGUCUAAAUUAUAUCCUUCCUUUCCUUGGUGUGAAUUACGUAAUCUGUUUUACUUGUGCCUCAAGUCCUUUGCUAAGUACUAUUGUUUUUCAUAGUGCCAUCCACUUCUCAAUACGUAUUUGAUGUUAUUUCCCAUUGAGUUACAUAUUCUCAAGCGUCCUUUCGAUAAUAUAAAUAUCCUUUUGGUUGCGGUCCAGGCGAGAGAUGAGAAACGGCGCGAAUUGGGAAGAGAAGAGAGUGAAAAAGAAAACGAAUGAGAGGAAAAGAGAGACAUAACUCGCCCUUCCCCCUACCCCAUUCGCCUUCUUUUUUGCGCGCCUUCUCCAUGAUUUGACCGCUUGGAACUACACGCAGGCUCCUUGAGCCAAUCCACCUUCAUCAUGCUGCAAUCGGGCCCCCACCCCACCCCCUCUAUGCAAUGUCGUGCCGCUGUUUGAACUACCUUUAGGAAAUUACAAACACUCCAACUUUUGAAUGGAGGAUGGAGGGAGUAUUGAUUAUUUUGUUCUCCUUGGGGACAGUGCCUCAACAAUUUUGUCAGCAUGCAUAACAGGCGUUUUAUGAGCCAAGCAACUGGAGGCGAACGCGGCAUUUUGCGCGAAGCGCGAGACGAGGUGAGAAGAAUACUCGCGAUCCCCACGCUUGUCUCGCGCUUUGCGCAAAAUGUCGCGUUCGAUUGUACUCUUGUAUUUUGUUAACAGUUAUUCCUUCCUUUCUGUUGUAGGUGGUUGUGAUCGUGACAGAUGGGGCUCAAACGCCACCUGGCAAUCCAUUCGUCCCAGCAAAUAAACUAAAACGAAGGGGAUUUGAAAUCUACGCCGUAGGCGCAGGAUCCGCCCAACAACGUCAAUUAGAGUUGCUUCAAAACAGGGGACUCUACUUUGUGCAGUCAAUUUAUGACAUACCCAAGCUUGCAUUUCAAGUAGCGCAAAAGAUUUGUCCAAGUAAGUAUAGUGAAUAAAGAUAGUGGAAUUGGGUUGUUCGUUUAGGGGAAGGGGGUGAGGAGGGUGGGUCCACCUCAAACACAGUAGAAUUGUAGACAAAGUGCGAACAUGGUGCUUCUCGAGGUCCCAUUCGCUUGUGCUCAUCAAUAAUAUUUUGUCUGGACCAAAGCACUACUGGGUAGUCUAGGUCAAUGUUUUAACAUACUGUCGUCAUAUUAACAACUCAGAAUAAAGGACAGAACGGGGAAGGUAACUCAAGUUGUUAAUAAUUAGAUGCGUUAUAUUUUUUACGUGAGCUGUAGACUCAUGCUUGGGGAAAAUUAGCCACUUUUACUUCGGGUCUACGAAAAACGCCUUGGUUAAACCCUGAUUUUUUUACAAUAAUUUUUGAAAUCGUUAUCGCUAUUUUAGUUGUGAUCAAAAUUUAAAUGGCCAAUUCUAUUUUUUAAUAGUAGACAGUUUAGACAAUAGUAUUAAAACGAAGAAUGUCAAGCAAUAUGCCGAAUAACGCCUAAACUUGUACUCCAGCCUUUUAAAAAUGAAAGUUUAACUUUAAAAAUUCUACUCAUUCCGAAGCAAUUCGUGUUAGAAACCUAGGAGAACAAAGACGAAAUUUUCCGACAGAACAGUAUUUUCCGGUUGUGUCACGACGUUGAAUGAAUUUUUAAUUAGCAAGCUGUCAUCGCGUUAUGUUUGUAAACUCAUAUUUCACAAGGGGCUAUUCAAAUCCUUUGCUCCAUGCACUCUACAUGCGACAGCAAUCCUUUCAAAGUCUGUGCUUAUGUUUGUCGUAUAAAUGGUUCAAGGACAGUAGAAUUAUAAGUCUGCGAUAGGAAGUCUAGCCAUGGUUUUGCUCUCUUGGCCGUCGCUACUCCUUCUGGGCUGUUUACAAACGUCUAUUGCUCGUAAGUAUGAAAUUAUGUCUGCGGUCAGAAAUUUGUAUGCUGUGGGUCUUCGGACUUCAACUGUUAAACGAACCUCUAUAUAACGAAGUCUUCGGUAAAACGAACGACCCGACCUAGUAAUGGUAAAAUGUAAAAGAAAUUCGAUGCAACGAAACCUUGUUAUAGCGAACAUAGUUUGCCAGUCCCUGGAACCUUCUUAAAUCGAGAUUCCACUAUAGAGUUGUCUAGGACAGAAUGCAGUUAAGAAGAUUGUAAUUAAAGCCGUCGUUUAGAAGAAAAGGACGGGAGAUAGCGAUAUAAGGGACAAGACAUCUAUGUUGUAAGGUAACCAGAAUUAUCUUUGUGGACUGUAGUGGUCGCAUUUAAAAAAAAAUACUAUUAAAAUGCAUGUCAAGGUUUAUAGGCGGCACUGAAUACAGUGUGAUCAUAACAGCGUGAGUGGUCAUAGCGUGAGUGAUUUUUGACGUCGCUGUGCUUGAAAUCAAACGUUAUAUCAACAAGAUAGGAAUUAACAACUUUAUGUAUAGUAGUCAGUAAAGUAAUCUUGAACAGCUAUCCCUCCCCAGAAGAUCUGGGGUCUGGUGCAAUGCAAGAACUCUGAAAAUCACUGAAAGGGUAUCACAUGUCUGCCCGAGAGCCCGAGCGGAAGGGCUGGUUUUUGGAGCACUUGUAACCCUUCAAGGAGAUGUGUCACGGUUAUCUAUUUAAUUUUGUUAAUAAUUAAACACUUAAUGACUGGUCCCUCGGGAAACAGUUAAUAUUCUUUCGAGGGAAACAUUGAAAUUCGACUGUUUCACGUGGAACCAGUCUUUAAGUGACUUCUUAGAUAGCUGGAAAUAUAGAAGCUGGAAAUUCAUUAAACCUUGCUGUAACCGUAGUCGUCGGUGAAUAUUCGCCGGGGUAGCAGUGCACUAUUACCGUCUGACGUCAUAGAUUUCUGCAAUAGAUUUUGGCUAGAAGCAUGUGACCUCGAAGUAACUAAUGGGGAGGAUGGCACAGUUGGUUAGCUCGCGGCCUUCGGUGGGCGUGGUCCCGAGUUCGAUCCUCCGUAACAUCGCAUCCUUGUUUCAACUUUUCUCUUUUCUGUGUAGCUUUAACUACCUUGCUUUAAAUACCCUUAAAACGGAACAUUGAUGGAGAGAGAGAGGGGGGGAGGGGGGGAAUAAGUGCACCGUCGACCUCAAGUUUAUCAGUUUUUAUUACUGUCACGAGUUACUGAUGUAAAGUAUAGUUGCUUUAAUUUACCUUUACCUUUAAUGAGAGCGUGCACUGUUGGGAAAAAUUCCCAGCUAUAUAACAAUGCUUACGGGCGGACCAUUAUUUUUUGACGGGGGGGGUUUGGAAAAUUUUAAAAUAAAUUGUUUGCGGAGGCUGAAAACACUGAAAUAAAUUGUAAGCAAGUAAAAAAAUGUUUGUAGGAAGACGGAGACACAAAACAAAUUGUUUGCAGCGGUGCAGCGGGAGCCACAUAUAAAAAAAUGUUUUCAUUGUGAAACUUUACCAAUGACCCCCCCCCUCCCCCUCCUCCUAGAAAAUUAAUGGUCCGUCCCUAAUUACGCUUCCUUAUUGGCUGUGGCAUUGGACAAAUAACUCGCACACCGGUAGAAGUAAAUGAUUUUUACCCCCUUAGCGGGUUCUCUUCUCAUUUUUGCUCUCUCUUUUAUGUCUCCUCAGAACUUAUCACAACAACGGUAAGUCACCUUGAGUCGCAAACUCAUGUUAGUUUUUUUAUUAAGCAGAUAUAGCAUAUACAAUGCAACGUAACAUGAGAGCGCGAAAGCGGGCGAACGGACUUCCGGUGCCAAUUUGCCACUCUUCUAUUGGUCAACUCGGUUUUGAGAUCUGCGCCCUGUCGUGUCUGUCUUCAUGUUGUGCUUGCUAAAUCUGCUAAUUGACUAGUACGCCUAACGCCUACUCUGACAAUGUGCGGAAUCGUUUCUAAACAAAAUUCUGUUGAUCAUGGCUAAGCUCUCGGUAGUCUUCUUCGCAGCAGCUCACGGUGAGUCACGCAAUGCCUUCCCCGCGGUGAGCAUUACGUGACUCCGGCCCGAGCGGCCAUGAAGGAGACUAGGACCUGUUUCAAACGUCUUGCUACUGCCGUUCUGGGCUGGCUCAACUUCAGCAAGGCUGUAGCAUGACUUGGUUUUUAGACGUCAAAGUUAACUCAGUCGAAUAAAAUAGCUAUUGCGCGCGGGAAACAAAAGUUAAAAAUAAAAAGAGGUUUUGAGAACUCUUAAAAUGUAUUCUAAUGUAUAUAUAAUUUAUGAAAUGAGCUCGGCACGGCAGUAGCACGACCUUUAAACAGGCCUAAGCUUCCGCUGAAGCAGGGGUUUUAUUUAAAUGGACGCCAACCGAAGCGUUGCGUCCACAGAACACACACGAGCACUCAUCUGAGACAUACAUGGCAUUCAUACUUCCCAAUUUGUCUUACUGUUCUAUGGUUUGGCAUUUGUGUCCAUCACAAGAUGAACAAAAACUAGAACUCUUAAACAAACGUAUCCUGAGGUAUAUUUUUAAGGACUGAAACUGUGACCCCGGGGGGUACUCCAUAUAUCCUUGGGUGGGGAGGUGUGGCCCGGCCCCUCAUACCCUGACCCUGUUUAAGACAAAAAUCGUUGAUUUUCCCACCCUGUUUAAGACAGAAUUCCGAUUUUUGAUACGCUGUUUAAGACAUUCGUAGAACAUACGCGCAGGCUGUUUAUCGUCCAAGAAAAGGUCCCCUGUUUAAGACAAAAAAUGAUAAAAUCGAUACCCUGUUUAAGACAAAAAUCCUGAAAAACAUACCCUGGCUGGCCGCACGUCCCCAUUAAGCCCUUAUAAGGGAGUACCCCCCCGGGACUGUGACUAUCAUAUGACAGUUUACUAGAGCGGGCCGAUACACCCAGCCUGGCAAAUGCGAGAAUUAGGAAUAUGAUGAUGUGUAUAUUCAAAUUCAUUAACGUUACCAACUGUCCAGCAUACCUUAAAAGAGUUAUUUCAGUUUAAAACGUUUGACUAUAGCUUAAGAGGUACGAAUGUGUUAGUCAGUCUUACCAAAACCCAAAACAACUACAUAUGGCCUCAACUCAGGUAGAUAUGCCACAGCGAGAUAUUGGAACUCGUUUGCUGAUUCUUUUGGAGAACCACUAGUCUGAAGGAAUUUAGACGUUUAAUUUUUUCCCACAGUUUCUUAAACUAGAUGUUUACUUUUAAUACCAGUUUGUGUUUUAUGCUAAUAUGUUUUUAUGAAGUGUGAUGUUGUACAAGUAAUUAAUCGGAGAUACUAGCCUUUGGCUACUCUACAAUCCAAAGUUAAAUAAAGUUAUGUACAGCUGUAUGUAUGUAUAGGUGUCUUGUAUGGAUGUCUCUAGGUGACUUGAGAUGUGAAUGAAACCUGACAAUGGGCCGCUGAAUCUGACUGUAGGCUCAUCUUUCCUUGAUUUUUUUUCUGGACUCAAAAUAACUAUCUGCUUCGGUAUUCUAAUGUGUUCUUCAUGAUUCCCGUUGCGUUCUCCUUGUUAGUACAAAGUAAGGUCACCGGUCGGAUAAUACGGACAGUAUGGUAUGUCCCAUUGGUGUCCGCAUUAACCCGUUUACACUGUAAUCAUCUCUGAUUGUUCCAAUGUGAUUAUUAUUGCAAGUAUAGUGAGUUCGUUGUUCCUCAUUGCAGGUUUAUGGUCCUCCCGGAGACCCUGGACCAAAGGGGGCUAAGGUUAGUGCUGUUGAUUUUUUUUUCUUACCAGCGUGACAUCUAACAGGCGAGGAAUGUAGACUUCCAGGAUGAAAAGAACACAUUAAUAAAUGAGUGGAGAAAAUAAUAAGUAACACAACAAAAACAGAACAAAAUUUACAUAAUUAUUUGUUGGUCGGAAAAUGCAUUCGCAUUCAGGUUGUCACAAUAAUGACGAUGAUGAUGAUGAUGAUGAUUGUGAUGGUGGUGUUGGUGAUGGUAACAAUGAUAAUGAUGCAAAUUCUAAUUUUUAUCAUUACCGCAGGGGUUCCAAGGACCACAGGGAUCGCGUGGCAAUACAGGCCCCCGAGGAGUUAAGGUACAAGUGCUACCGUUACGUGCUCAUUAUAAUAGGCCACCUCCGAGUUUCAAAAACCCUCACUUUCAAAAUGAGGCCAAGUGCACAACCUUUCUGGUUAAAAUGGGUUUUAUUUGCAUGAGAAUGAAAAAUCAUUUCCAUAUUCAAAGCUGAGCACUGAACCUCGUUUUGAAACAGAGGCCCGGGGGAACUCGGAAAUGGCCUGUUGCUUCCUGAACUUAUUUCACCAAAACAAAAAUACACUUUGAAGCUGCUUCUACCAUUUUGUUGUCGCCAUAAAAAAGAUGUUUUACUAUUUAAUUCUGUCUGCAAUAUGACUUCCAUUAAUAUGCCGUCAGUGAAACGUAAGAGUGAUAUAUGCUCUCUUACUAGGAGUUUUUGCCAAACUGGAAAAAAGAGAGCAGAAAAUUAUGUGAAGAAAAAGGCCCUAGGGUGUAAGAGUGAGGGAACGCCUGUAGUACGCUCGUUCCGGUACACCAGGCAGAUUCUGGUAUCUCCUUUACUUUGAUUGGUUUAUUUUAACAGCCCUUGUCAACACAACUCUAAGGUCCAUUACCUUGAUUACUAGAGAUACGAUGGUGAAGUGAUCGUAAUAAGCAACGCCGUGAAUGUAGAAUAUAUUAUUAUCUUCGAAGAACAAAAAAAACGUUUUGAGGCGGGAUCUGGUCAAUGGAAAAUAGGUCUUCGCAGUUUACCAUUAUAUAUUGGCUUGUAAACGAGUUCUUUUCUCUCAUCAGGAAUAAUAUGCGUAGAGUCAGCUUAUUAAACUUUUUACAGUAUGCAAGCGGUUACUCAAGUUCAACGGUUCAACAGGGUUGGAGUGGGGAAAGCGUGGAAGAAUUGACUGUCAAUUCAGAAGAGACGAAACGCGACUGUGUUCGCCCUAAGAGUCCUCAAAGCUGGCUGUCAAAAUAUUCACCUGAAUAUCUAAACAGCCCAAAGAUAUUUUUAAGAGAUGGUUUCAUGAAAAGAUACAGAUGAAUCAAUCUCGGAACAUGCUCAGUUAUAUGAAAUUUUGAGAUCUCAACGCACGUCGUCCAAAGCUAAGCGUGGAAGCUAUAGUCAUCAAAUUCAAAAUUAAUUAACAACAUUUAAAAGUUCGAAGAAAAUGAUCACAAAGAAAUGGUCGCUAGACUAUGAUCUGAAUGAAAAUCACCAGAAGAGAAAGUGGAACGUGUUUUACUAACCAAUUCUUAGGGUUUUAGAGAUGUCGUACAAAGAAAGCAACUGUGAAAGAUUUUUUUUCUCUGAAGCCAUACAUAUUUUUAAAUAGUGCCGUCUGUCACCCAUUGACAAAUGUUAAGACCGAAACCUUAGAUCCGAUAACUAUCCGACAAAGUGGGCGGAAUAACCUUUUAAAAACUAAUCCCACAGGCGUUCUCUCCCCUCCCCUCCCCCUCUCCCUCUCAAAGACUCAUCCACCUUAUUUUUUCCCGCUCUCUGACUUCGCGUCGCACUCCCCUAUCGCCUGCAAGAGGGACGUAAACACAGGACGUCCAAUUCUUCAAUCUCUUUCUGAACGAAGAUACAAUCUCAAUAAUUCGGUUCCAGAAGAAUUCUUUUACAUUUGACAAAUCGCCGAUUGAGUUGACUAAAUGGCUAGAUAAAAAAAGGAAGGCGAAAUGAACGUCUCCGCUACCGUCGUGGUAAUGUAGUCCAUGUAUCUUAAGAUCCCUCUUCGGUAUAUGUAUACAAAAACGAUAUUUUAAUAAAUUACCAGCUAUGAUUAUGAUCUGGGACUCAAGCUAAUAUUCUUUAUGUUUCGAUUGUAAAAAAGGGUUUCGGGUGCGAAGAAUCACCCGGAGUUCCGGGAAGAGGACCUCUAGUUAAUUAUUUGUGUAUCCUUAAAACAGGGUUCCCGAGGAAACAGAGGCUCUCAAGGUAGCUCAGGAAAUCCAGGACCACCUGGUCCCCCAGGACCCCCAGGAUCAGUCACAGGCCUACCAGUAAGUGUCUUUGAUACCAAGAGAUUCAAGUUUACAGGCAUACAAAUAUCACACUGCGACUGAUAGUCUGAUAGCUUAACAGCUUGUACCUGCGUCAUCAAUAUAUGUCAUGUAAGCGUCUAAUUUACUGUUUACUAUAUUUUUAGAGCAUACCCAGCUUGAAAGGACCUUUAAUUCAAGUCAAUACCGUUCCUGAUACAGGCGCUGCCAUGGCAAGUAUAAUAGUAAUAGUUGACAAUACAGCUGUCCCCGCUCUGUAUGUUGUCGGUUAAUAGACCAAUAACAAUAUUUAAAUACAUAAGUAAAUGUCAAUGAACACUCACGUAAUGCAAAAGAGUAUCGAGCUAUGACUUUACAAUUGCUGUCACAAAAUCAAUUCAAGCGGUCCCUUUGGGAAUUUUCUGUUUUGAGUUAUCCUUUACCUUUUCUUACUGUCGGGCGUUCAGCAUUGUUGAGCACUGAAACGUCAUGAUAACCGAACGAUUCCGUGCGGCCCCUGUUCAAGCAAAUAGAGAUUUUUUCUGGGACACGAACUGCAUAGUUUCACUGUAAGUACUUUUCUUUAUAUACGCGCGAGCUACUACGAUACCAGGGCCAAAUCCCUGCGGUGGCAAUUACUUAUAGUUAUGUAGCUGACUAAAUUGUAGUCGACAAUAAAGGUUUCUCAAUUAUCAGCAGGAAAAGAACGCUGAUUUUCUGGCCCCGGUUGUUCAAAAGUUGGAUAGCGCUACCCACCGGAUAAAUCACUAUCCAGCGGAUAAGUAUUAGGGAAACCAAUUGCACCAUCUACUGGAUAGAUUUUUAUCCGGUGGAUAGCGUUAUCCACCUUUUGAACAACUAGGGCCUGAUCUGUAAGUCAAAUGACAACCUUUUUUACUUCUUGUUACCAAAGGUUUGAGUUUCUCGUCUGUAGUUGAACAUGUAGUAUCCUACGCAGCCGUUUUUGUCCUUUCACGUAAAGCUCAUUCCCAAGAAGGCGAGGAUCAGCGUUGCGUGACGAGACAAAACGGCUGCGUGGAAGACUACAUGUAUUGUACAUGCAAUUUUUAAUUUUCAUUCUUUUUAUGGUCAUUUUUCAACGGCUCGCCUCGCACCCACUAAAAUGUUCUAAAUGUACUAGUACCGCAGUGGUUUUCUACAAUUGUAAAUUUUCUUUGUUGUUGUUGUUGCUUUCCACAUAAGAUCAGUACACCCGGCCAGUCAGGAGACUUGGGACCCAAAGGAUACGAGGUAAGUCAAAUUUGACCAACAAGAGGUUAGUAUAUGAGCGCUUCACUGCAGCUUCCCAAAAGCCUGAGUUUUGAUUGCAACCAGCACAAAAAGUUUAAGAUAACUGAUUAUCAUUUGGUCUGGUGUAUAAUUUUAAAACAAAUAUUAACCUUUCAAUGCAGGCGUUUAGUGCAACUUGUACAGCUUACCAUAAUAAUCCCUGCUAAAUACCUUCAUUGCGGUGAAUGCAUAUGAUGAUGAUGACAAUAAUAACAGUAAUCAUUUCGUUCAGCCUACUGGACACAGCCCACGUUUUACGUAAGGUGCUUCUCACCAGCUAGAAUACGACUCCUCCCAGAGGUUUGAAUUUACUCAUUUAUGUACUUCUUCUUUGUUUUUGCAGGGAGCCUUCGGUCUUCCGGGAAAGCAAGGAAGUCAAGGAGAAACUGGACUAAUUGUAGGAUUUUAAACUUUAUAUACACCGCAACAAUCGAUUUACAACAAAUAAGUUUGAUUAAUUAUAGACAGUCGCGCUAAACUGCAUUGAACGCGUUGACUUAAAAAGACGUCAUUGUUUUAAGGGUACUAGCCUGCGAGCAGGCUCAGUUGUAUGAGUUCGGGAAAAUUUUUUGGCGGAAGCCGCCGUCCCGUGAGGAGAAUGGGUCGAGGAAAAGGAAAGGUGCUCGCAGGCUAUCAGGGUCUUAUCCGCGGUGCCCCGACGCCAAAGACAAAUCCUGUUCUCAGUAAGCGGGACAGAUUUCAUUCAGAAGUGCUGAAAUAUAUUCCAGAAAUCAACGAAUUCUUUCCUCGUUACUUACGAUAUGCACUGACCACACGCCUCACACAAAGGGAGGAUCUGGAGUACCGGUUUGUCGCAAACUUUGGCGAUAUUGAUAUGCCUUCCAAGACCACAGACAUUCUUUGUGGUGAAGAGUUAGCAUAGCACUCUCCAUCGAUUGUGGCGAUCUCCAUUUACAUGGGUAUAAAUCGGUCCGUUCACAGCUUCAGAAACAAACUACAACAUUGUUCAAUUGCGUUUGCUAAUCGCGUUUACCGUUUUCUAAAAUUAGUCUUAUGUACCCGGCGAAAAACCUCACAAAAGAUUGAAACAAGUGUCAAAGGUACCAACUGGAAGCAAUGCAAUGACCCGAAAAGUCAUGCUCAAUUUACUUUCACUUUCUCUAAUCCUUACUAAAACACCAUAGACUUCAGUUCUUUCACGUAAUUUGGAACGCCGUGAUGGUAACCAUGUAUUAGAAUAAUGAGUUACAGGAUUAAUCAUAACUAUAACAAAAUUAUGAAAUCUGAUUGGCUAUCAGCUGUCCUGGUGUCAGCACUAAUAGGACAAUACGCGCCUUCGCACGCGCGCGCUUAAAUGGCAUUUUUCACUGCUAGCAAGAUUUCUUGUGUUUUAGUUAGAAAAAGACCUAAAAUAUCACAAAUUAUGUUAGAGUUAUGAUUUUAAUCAUAACUAUAAUUGUAAACAGAUUUUGGUGUCGUCCAAUUGGACUUCACUCAGUCCUAUUACCAUUAUUUACUAUACUCUUACUUAUCCUAGGGAUUCAAAGGACCGCAGGGAGAGAUUGGUGAGCCUGGCCCAGGUGGACCCGAUGUGAGUUAACUCUUAUGACAUUUAGGUGAAACAUCGAUAAGUGCUAAUUUUGCCAUCCGAUCUUUAUUCUUCUUCCAAUUCGAUUCCUAUAGAAGUUCGGAGUUUUUGUGAAAACAUCCCUAGUGUUCAGCUCCACGCUAUGCCCUGAAUUCUCACGGUCUCCCUUUCAUUGGCUUUUGUUGGUGAUCAUUCUUCCUAGUCAUAGUUCGGUUAAUUCGACCAUAUAUGGAGUUUUCUGUAUCUCUCGGGCACACAAUAUAGUGUAAAAAGAGUAAUACCAUGCAGUCAUAAUCAUUCAAUCAACUUCUGCCAUAGUGUCACAAAUGUUUUUGCCCAUUUAAUGAUUGCAUUAUCAAGAGAUUUUGAAGGAAGUAUUAAAAUAAAACAAGGUUAUUUUGUGGGCUAUUUGUCGUAGUAACAACCUGAAAAGGUAGAGGGAUGAACUUUUUACACUGAAUGUGUUUUCACAGACAGAGCCCGCGAGUAGCAACUUUCAUCGACGCGGACCAGUACUAACAUCGCUGUUUUCAUUUCCAACUGUCCGAUUAGCAUUGAACUUCUUAUCUUUCAAACAUUGUAUACUUUUUUUUAUCUCUUUAAGGGACCUCCAGGUUCAAAGGGAAACCAGGGAUCGCCAGGAUAUCAGGGAAUAAGGGUGAGCAAUGCUUUUGUUCACACUAACUAAAAAACUCAAAAGCUUCACAAAGGCCGUUUUAAUUUUUCUAGCUACAGACCGAAGGACGCAUUGUCCGUCCAGACGAAUAAUGCGGCUAUACCCGUUUUUAGUUUAUAAAUAAAGUGGCAUGUGUCUGGACGGACUUGGGCAAACAUUUGUAGUUCUUCUAGUUAUACGUCUCUAGUAUAAAAACGGGCAUAAGACGCAAUUUGCGUCUAGUUGAACUAUCUUUCGUAAUACGUCUUGAAUGGCGCACAACGUCUAUUGGUAUAGUUUGUCUGGAAGCACGAUCAGACGAAAAAUAAAAUGUUUACCCAGUUUGGUCCAGACGGAUAAUGUGUCUUUAGUUUAAAAACGGCAAAUGUGUGACGCUUGAGUUCUGGUUUUCCAAAAUAAAAAAAAACAGGUACUGAUGAUAUAUUCACCGAUCAGAUGUUUUAGUUCAUGUUCAUACUUACAAGGGCUCCUUAAACUAGGGCUCCCGAUAUUUCGCGCGGUCGCGGAGCAGCGAAAUUCAGGGAAAUCCGCGAAAUCCCGCGAAAUUCGGUAGAAAUCUCAUAAAAUACAUGUCUGUACAACAUAUUUGAAACUUAUUUCAGCUAUAGGGGCUAUUUACUUGCCGUAAACUUGCAAAUUUAUCCUAGAACUUCGUCACUGAAACGUGCAAACAACGUUCCGAAACUACCAGGCGUAGAUUAUGUUGCGAAAAACUGGCCACUCGCCAUGAUGUUAAAGGCUUUAUUGUUGUUGAAAGGGGAAAGAAAGGUUAGAAAAACGUUAAAAACGCUUGUCUGAUCAGCGCAAAACCAGCUGAUUUCUAGCAAAAUUUGCCUUGAAAAUAACCACAAAAUCGGCCGUUUUUUACCGAUUACUUUUUGGUGAAGUUUUCCCCGAAAACUCUCGCGAAAUUACCGUGAAAUCGGCCGAUUUUUGCGCGAAUUUGUCCCUAAAAAUCCCGCGAAAUUUGACUUUUUCUUCCGCGUCCUGUCAGAAGCCCUGUUAAACGUACAUGCUUCUUCGUAAAGACCGCUAUUUAGGCCUUCUGUUACUGCCACAAUAUUAUUUCAGGGCGUUAUGGGAGAUCCAGGUGCAAUGGGUCAACCAGGGUCUGUUGGGGCAAAAGGUCGAGAAGGUGUGACUGGACAAGUUGGAGAACGCGGCGCAGAUGGUGAACAGGUUUGUGUCAUGACUGUCUUGUGUUUAAUUAUCAACUUUUUACUCGCUAUAUCUCACCGCUGUCUUUUUCUUGGUUAAAAGCCUACAGUUAUUUCUGAAAAUAAGCGCACCAUGCGGUUGUAAGAUUCCGUUGGUGUGACACAGUUUAUCUACCAGUCGGCUUAUUUUUUUUGCUUUUGGUAUUUGGAUGAACUCCCGUGGAACUAUUUGCGUGAAAAUCUCUACGAACUGUUCUUCCGUUUUUUUCUUCUGUUUGUUAGUCGUCCAUAAAUUAUAACUAAGUGCUUGGAAAAGGAUAAACAGGACGAUACUAAACUGAUGCACAAAAUUGCUUUUAUUAAAUUUGUUGUGUGUUAAGUUUUAGGCUCCCACUUUACUUUAAGGCCGAGCUAAAGCCUCUAGGGCAGAGAAAAAUUAUUUCCGAGUUUCCUUUCACCCACCUUAAGCCUUUAUAUUACGGUGUGACGGUGCUAACUAUGGUGUGAAUGCCCCGACCCAACUUACUUGAAGUCUGUCACUUAUAGUAGCGAAAGUAUUAACAUCUCCGCGCAAAUACGACAGGUAAAUAGGUAUCUUCCAGUUCUCACAAUAACUACUACCAUUUCUUGUAGGGUUCUAUGGGGCCUCCAGGGAAGUCCGGUGUAGAUGGAUUAACCGUAAGUCUAAAUUUCACUGUGAUUUGCUCCUAUGAUUGAAGGGCUACUUUUAGUUGAAGAUUAGUCACAGGGAUUCACUCUCAUGGAUUUAUUUCCAUUAGACAGGAGAGUGGGAUUGGUUACUGUCGUCGUAGUCAACUGAAUAUAAUAACUACUGGAUAUGGUUUAGCAUGAAAAAGCCGACACUUCGCGAGGUCCCCUGACUUCUGAGCCGGGAACGAGGGCACAAAUUCCAUGACUGAUGACGCAUUACUACCCAGAUCUAGGUAUAGUGACUGUAGUGCUUUUCACUGGUUAAAGCAAUUUUUUAUCCUAGCAGAAGCACUACCCAGAUCGGAGUGGUGACGCGUUAUCAGUAUAGAAUUUCUACGCUUGUUCCUCAGACGUCGUCUCGCGAGGAAACGCGAGUGGUGUCGUCUCGAAAUGUCGGCCGAUUUCUUAGGCUAGAUAGAGGAUAUUACAUGGCCACGCGGAGAUACGAAAUUUCUCUUCGAGUGUUGAAAAAUAUGCGCUCACUCGUGAAAUAUUUUUUCAACACGAGAAGAGAAAUUUCGUAUCUCCAAGCGGCCACGUAAUGUUCUAUUUAUUAUAUAAACACCAAUGAACUACCAAACCAUUCCACUUUAAUAGUUUUUUGGUGUGAAAGGCGCGAUCUAUCAUGUAGCCAUAGCAACGGUGAUAUUUUCACCUGUGAAGGUAACAUUUCAAAGUAGACAGACUGCAAAUCAUCUUAGUCGCUAAAAAUAUAUAUAUCUACGCGUCGCAACUGUUCAUCAGUAGCAUGCCUAAAAUGCGUGCAAUUCCACAAUCGGUUUCGGCUCCAUUAAAUCCAAUACCAAUUGCAGAACAUUUUAGGAGGAGCCACCCACCAUGUGAGCACAGUCACGGACAAUGUAUAAGUGAGGAAAAUAACGCAAAGUAAAAUUAAGACGUUAAUAAACGAACUAAAUGUACACGUCAAUUAAAUAAAUAAACAAAUAAUGCGCGCGCUCAAAAUAAAAUUGUACGCGCACACGUACCGAGAUACAACUGAAAUACAACUCUAUCCAAUAAAUAAGCAGUGUAAGGAUACGAUGGUGCAAUUCAAGCCUGGAUUGCUAAUCUCAUCUCCCGCAGGGCUGCACCAUACUUCUCGACGAUAAGACUAUGGCGACUGAAGAAUUUAUUAAAUGAUUUUUGAAGUAGAUUGCGCGCGAAAGCUAACCUGGUAUUUCGUUGGUGUUUAUAUAAUAAAAAAGGUUACUAUUUAUUACAACUUGUCAUUCUUAAGUGAAGUGGCGAACAAUUUGAAACUUACCAUUGGUAUUCUUUAAGCGCUUAAAGAUCCUUUUGCCUUGCUAGCCUACUUAUACGUAUCUUGAUGACUCUGAGACUUCAAAUUUAUAAUUGUCGUUCUUUUUAAAUCAGCGUCACCUGACCUAUUUUCCAGCUUCGAUAAGUCGGAGUAUGCGCGCGAAUUAUAUUUGCACAAACUGAAUAAAAAAAAACUGCUAAAGGGCACUUUUUUUUGCAAAGCGAUCUACAACUCGAAGAAACAGGGGGAUUUAGACAGCCGAAGAUAGAACAUUUUAAGUAGCAAACUAUACCAAUGUAAAGAUGCUAUGUAACCCUAAAUCUCAAAGUAUCAUUCUCUAUUUCAGGGUAUGAAUGGAAUUACGGGUGUCAGUGGACUUCCUGGUUAUGCCGGUCCACAAGUAAGGAAAACUAUUGGUUAGCUUAAGCAAACACGUUUUUGAGCGACGCUUGCCAACCCGUUUUUACCGGAAGUGGUCCUUUUUCAUUCAUUAGCAGUGCUUUAGCCCGAAUUUCCGGCCAAAUCGUCUCGAUAAGAAGAAAGAAGCUUAUAUUUUAGCAAUACCAAAUUGGUAGCGUCAAGUCAUAUUAUACAGUCCCGUGCAAACGGACGCAACAUUGUUGGCCAACAACUCCCAACAUUGUUGGAUGUUACAUGUUGCGUCCGUUUGCACACCCUGUUGCAUGUUGUUGGAUGUUGUUGCGUGUUGUUGCGCAAAGUUUGAAACCGGUCAAACUUUUCAGCCAACAACUCCCAACAUUUCUUUUGUUCCGUGAUCGCCGAAGCGUAGCGCAACAAUGUUGGAUCCGUUUGCACAGCUCUUCCAACAUUGUUGGGGCCACGCACGCUCAUUACGCAUGGUUUACAAAGACUUAUAGGUUGUAUCCUUCCCACGAUGCACUGUAGGUCCCAACAUUGUUGGGAGUUGUUGCAUCCGUUUGCAGACCACUGCCAACACGCACGCAACAACUCCCAACAUUGUUGGCGCAACAAUGUUGUUGUGGCAUCCGUUUCCACGCAGCCUAUCGGAAAAGGCGUCGGUUCCUGUUGACGUGCGUCGCUCAGAAACGCCUUUCCUAAGAAGUAGCUUUUAACUUCGGUUUUUAAGAUGUACUGGAAACAGACCAGCGCCAAUUUGCGGCUUUUUUGCCAGUGCUGUACUAUUUUUAUGGGACUGGCUAUUCAAUGAUUUGACCGGUCAAUACCUUUUUUAAACGGACAUUUAAUACUCAUUUACCGGCAGGUAUUUCAAGCCCUACGAAUUGUGGAAAAAAACCUUAAGUGUACACCAAUAAGAUGGCGUUCUCCCUUCGUCCGAAAAGAAGGCUCAAACCCUUCACAGUGUUCUUUUGUGUCAUGCGCCACAUAAUUGCUAUAAACGCAGUUUCAUAUUCUAAUCUUUAUAAUUGUUUGCUUCUUAGGGACUAGAGGGGAAAGAGGGACCGGUCGGCUCAGCAGGUCCUCAGGUAUUCAAAUAAAUAAAUGAAUAAUAAAUAACGAUUCAGAUGUAGCACAUCCACUUAGUGGUUCUUCGUCUGCCCUAGCUGAUUCCUGGUCGAAUUGGAAUUUGGAAUGUUGAUUUUCAGGAGAGGAGAGGAGAAAAUCGGAGUACCGGAGAAAAACUUCUCGGAGCAAGGGAGAGAACCAACAGCAAACUUAACCCUCAUAUGGCGUCGACGCCGCAAAUUGAACGCGGGCCACUUUGGUGGAACGCGAGUGCUCUCACCACUGCGCCAUCCUUUGUCCCUCCCUUCAAAUGAUCAUCUAUUCCAUUCUUAUUGCAAACUGAAUAAGGAAUAGAAAAUGUGGGAAGAGAAAACGAGAAUGAAGUAAAACCAAUGGUAAAACUUGUAUUGUCAAUAAAAUUGUUUACCCCAACAAACUGGUUUUAUUUGUUUAUUUAUCUGAAUCUGCUAGGGCUAUAAAGGCGCUGUGGGCAGCCCUGGGACACCUGGUAAUCCCGGAAUCAAAGGGAGCCCAGGUCAGAACGGGGACGCAGGCCCAAUGGGAGAUGUUGGACCUCCCGGUGAACCUGGAUCUGUGGGAAUUCCUGGAGAAGACGGAUCUUUAGGAUUGCUGGGUGUUCCUGGCAAACAAGGAGAAGUCGGAGACGUGGUAAGUUUGCUAAAGCAAAUUUGCUCCCUACAAAUAUGUCGCAAAAUUGUAAAAUGUGAUGAGUGAAUCUGGGGCAAAGAUGGUACAUGCCACAUUUAGUUAUUUGCACCUCCAGUUUUUUGGUAUGCAAAUGUAGCAUUUACCAUCUUUGCCCAAUAUUUACUACGCAGUUUUUACAUUUUUGCGACAUAUUUGCAAGGAGCAAACUUGGGCAAAUCCAAUUUUCGUCUAGCUUUUUACUUAGCUGUGUAUUUUACGGAAGAAAAGUAACAAUGGAUUGCCUUUAGGGAGAUGCUGGAGAAGGAGGACCAACUGGAAGCCAAGGAACCAAGGGAGCCGCGGUAGGCCGAAAGUGUUAAUUUGUGCACGGUCUUAAUUGUAGUUGAGUAACUAUGAUUAUAUAUGACAAUUCAUGCAUUCGAACAGUGAGUGUAGGUUUUUCCACUGUCUAGCACCCACUUUAUUUCGUAACCACUAAUAGUAAUAUAGCCUGAAUUUUAGCGGUCUUCACAAGUCGCUCAGACGUCUCUCUGGGGAGUUUGCGACUCGAGGAGACGACUAAAAUUCAGGGUAUUAGAGUGUGCUCGCAAAUAAUCCUUCACGUAAUUUAAAUCUAAAAAUCAUGACUGACACCGAUUAACUCCAGCUUCCGCUAUAAGUAAAAUUUCUAUAGCGCCCACCCAGUACCGCUCGACUAGGCACUUAAUGCAAGAGUGCAGUGAAAGAAAGAUAUGCUUUUAAGAGGUAAUGUAUAAUUAUACUGAGAUGUUUUAUUUCAAACUGACUUAUUUUAUUUUUAUUGGAAAGGGACUGCCCGGAGAUUCUGGACCAUCUGGUGCGAAAGGUGGACAGGUAAGGAGAGACUCUGACAAAAAGUUCAACCAAAAACCAUAAACCUCUUAAAUUUCGAGACUUUUUAUAGAGACAGAUAUAUAUAUAGUCCACAAGGGUCAAACUGACGGUGUGGUUUGUCGUCAUUCAUGCUAGGGUUCCACGCUGUUGAUGCAGAUAUCAUUUUUUUGUUUCAGGGUGAAAACGGAAAACCAGGGGUAGCAGGACCGAACGGUCAACAGGGACUGUCGGUAAGAUGAUUAUUGAAUCAGUGGCUUUGUGACGAGGAGAUUGCUGUUUCAGGUCAAUUCUGUGCUGAAAUUAUUACUUAGUUAGCGCUGCUCUUGUCGCCCGCAAUAACAAUCCUGGACCAUUACUUUUAGACUUCAGUUAAUGCAAAGACAAGUUUAGCUGUUUUAAAAGAUAGCAAAUAGCAUGACAUAGCCACAUUUAAUAUGGCCCGCUAGAGUUCAUUUCAUUCAUAAUAGAGAAAACAGUCUCGGAUUCGUAGUAAGAAAAGAUACUUAAUGUGUUUGUUUACCAGUUACUUAUGUUGUCCUAAUUCUUGCUUGUCUCAAGGGUCUGGCCGGAUUUCCCGGAAGCCGUGGUGAACAGGGUUCCCGUGGCAAAACGGUAAGGAAGUUUUGGCCGCUAAUCUAAAUUAACUUGAACGCCCAAUGGUUCUAUUUUUACCACUUCGAUCUGAGUGGAUUAAGGUGGGAGAGGGUGUUAACAUCACGUAAUGUCAAGAUCCAUUUAAGCGUUGGGCGAUUUUACUUUAGUAUUUCCUUUGACAAGACUUGGUUAUUAUAUUUCAUUCUCAUCAUUUAAUUAUUUAGUAUUUAUCUAUUUAUUUUCGUUUUAACAGGGAGCUCGCGGUGGCACAGGAAGCCGAGGCUUAGCUGGGAUACCAGGGAGACGAGUGAGUACAAUUUAUGCCCAGAUUGGAAAACACUUAGUUCCUAUGUUCAGAUGGUACUUGUACAUGAACAACAUGCUGUUCACGAAUGCUGUUGUCCUUUCUUGAAGACAUUUUUUCUCUCCUGAAAGCAAUGGAAACAAAAAGUAAAGUAAAUUUCAGCACAUACCGGAAAGAUAUGGGCCGGGUUUACUAAAACUUUGAUGGGUCAAAUAUGACAAAAGCAACAGCUUCCGCAAGAAUCAAGCUUCCCCCUUCCUCCUUUUUUGCUACUCUUAUGUCUGGCGUUUUGGUCUGUUUGCAAGCUAGUUCUUUUGGUUAAUUGCCAAUAAAAUUUGUUUUGACAUUUUCGUUUGGCAAACAAAAGCAUUUAGCGUGCAAGAAUGCCUCUGCUUUGAUAUCUUGUGAAGCAAAACAAACAUGUAAGUGUUGCUUUUUUUUACAGGGAGCUCGGGGUGAAGAGGGAUUCGGUGGCCUUCAGGGACCACAAGGAAUGGCGGUAUGUAUUUUAACGGUUAUUAUUAUAUCAUUUAUGUAUUUUUUAACUUCAACUAUAUUACAACAGAUCAUAAAAGCAAAGGAAGUGGCUGAAGCUAUUUAAAGCGCGAACAACUACUCAGACCUGGGUAGUGACGCGCCAUUAGCAUGGAAUUUCUGCGCUCGUUUCUCAGACGUCAUUUGGCGGGAAACCAGUGGUAGCGUCGCCAAAUGUCGGCUGUUUUCUCAGGCUGCGUCGGGUAAAGCGUAUGAACUAUCUUAACCAAUUUCUUACUUGUAAGUGAAGUUUCUAGGAAUGACCCGUUUCUUCAAAAACAUAACUUAGUCAUUGUUUGUAACCUCUAUAGGGAAUAACAGGAAAGCGUGGCUCAAGGGGGACCAGAGGUGAACAAGGCGGUCAGGUAACGUUUGUCAAAUACGUUUUUGGAAGAAAUUUAUGUUUCAAACGCUUCUUUCAUCGCCCAGUUCAUAUUAUACUUAGAUGCAGUGGUCUGUUCUUACAGGGAGAACCUGGACUACAAGGCCCGUUAGGAGUGGCUGGAGAACGAGUAAGAAAAUAUGUCUAUCUUCUUUAUAUAUUACUUAAUGUGCUUAAAAGGGCUUUGUUACUGUUGCUUAUAAUGCCAACCACACGUCCUUAUUCUCUACAGAAAUUGAGGAAUUACUUGUGAAUGACAAAAUUACAGCUUCGUGCCAAACAAAUAUGUCUUCCAAGCAUUAUAUCAAACUUUACAAAAAAGUAAACUCUGAAAAUUUUUUUAGGCUAACAUGUGUUAAAAAACCACAAUUGUAAUCCGUUUUAAUCUUCCUCGAGUUUACCCUUCCGUUUCUCCUUUUGUAUUCGCUGUGAUGUUUACGUGUUUGUCUCUUGUUUUGAGCAUUUAUUUUUUAUGUUUCACCCAGUUUGGUGGCAGCUCCCACUGUUUUUUGAAUUUUGAUUAAUUUGCGACGCAACUCCGUAAAGGAGGGGGGAGGGGUGGGUGGAAAAAUACCCCAAAGCACUACCUUUUCUUACUGAUUGAUCGGUUGAUUCAUUUAUUGUCUAGAUGUGUCCAUCUCGUUACUUUUGAUAGACUGAUGGAUUGAGUGGGGGCGACGGGGGGGUGCUAAAAGUGUAUAACACUUCUGAAAAUGGUAGCAAUAAUACAUUGUCUUGUACACAUGGCAGUGUAUUAUGAUACUCACAGUGGUUUCACAAAUGCUACCCCAGGUGAGGUAAUAUUUUAUUAUUAAUUAUUAUUUAUUAGGGUCGCGAGGGACGUCCCGGACUUGCUGGAAAGGUUGGACUAUCAGGUGAUGAGGUAGGAGUUUAGAUGGAUGAAAUGUUUUUGUAUUUCAAACACCCGGAUACGUAUAAACUGGUGAGUGUCAGGAAUUUUCCUGCCAAUAAGCAACUCAUAAUCAUUUUAUGCUGUUAUAACUUUGUUUCUCUUAUAUGUGCUGUAUUAUUAACAUUGCCUUAACGACGGGAGUAACCACAGUUAAAGACAAAGACAAAACAAAGCAAAGCAAUAAAAGAAAACAGUUACUGAAACAUUUAACAUAGCUGAUAUUUACUCCAAGACUUAGUUAUUUUGAAAAAGCCUAGGUCAGCAAUAUUUGUGAGCAAGAUACUUUUUUUUCAAUUUGUUAACAGGGUGAAAAAGGAGACGAUGGAUUUCCAGGAGAGCAAGGUGGAAUGGUAAUAAUGUCACGGCCAAAUAAUUUUACUCGACGGUGGAGCUGAGUUCUUCAGCUUUAAAGAUAAAACUAGUAAACAAUUGCCCAUAUGGUGUUGGGUGGUCACAGGCAAGAAAAAACACAAAAUAUAUCAUGUCACGCGAAAACGUGUUUUGUUGUUUACUUGUCCUGAGCGACGAAUAGUUAGGCAGUUUCCCAGCAUCAUAUAUGCCGUACUGAUCCAAGUUUCUCAUACAUAGGAGCUCCGAGACGUAUAACAGCCCACCCUCAGAAUACAGCAAACAACAAUUAAACGUAAAAGGCCUCAACAUGAAGAAAAGCAGCUGUCAUUGUUUUCAAAUCAUAUUCUUUUAAAAUCUAAUUUAGAUAGGUAGAUGGUAAAUAGUGAUUUAGCUCACGUAAAUACCGAUACUGAAGUUGUCCAUCUUAUGCUUUGAAGCUCAGAUACUGGCGCAUGAUAGGUAUUGAUACUGCCUGCAUGUUUUAUCUUCUCUUUUAAUGUUCACGCUUAAACCACAAAUUUUGCGGUAUUGAAAAGUAAAUAUCAAGGCAACACUUCCAUGAUCACCCCUACUAGCACUACGCCUCUUUAAAAACUUGACCUUGCUCAGUUUCACAUUCAGAAUGUUCAACAAUCUUGUGCCUUGAGAAAACAGCUGUUUUUAUUUAUUUAUUCACUUACUUAUUGUUUAUUUUUAGGGCCUCCCGGGAGAGCGUGGUGUUGUCGGGCCUGUUGGUCAGAAAGGAGUGCAGGUAACGAUGAUGCCAAAGUACCGUUCAUCCCCCAUUGAGCGGCCACCAUCGGGGUACCAGCAAAUGGCCGCUUAAAACAUCACUUUAUUUUGAAAUAUACGGGCGGGGGGAGCAGUAUUACUGGUCCGCAGUAGGUCGCCACCUUCUAUCUUGGACUGUAUUUUCCUUUAUCACAUAAUCAAAAUAUACUAAAAAGGCAAACUAAGUGUAUCAAGCUCUUGAUGGCCGCUUAAUAGGGAUGACAACAAUAAGAGAACUCUCGUUAGGACGGCCAAAACGUCUCCGAAGCCGCUUGAUACAGGUUUAAUUUACCAUUCUUUUCUACAAUUAAAUCGUGACUACGAUUACUGACCGAUUAAUAGAAGUUUAAUUUAAAAUUCUUUUCUGCAUUUAUUUUGGGACUUCGGUUACUGGCCGCUUAAUAGGUGGCUGCUUAAUGGAGGUUAGAUUAUCUUGUAAGUUCUUGCUUACUUUCUUCAUCCGACCAUGUUACACUGUGCUUUUUUUUCUUUGCAACUUUUCGUAUUUUUUGUCACGUUUUAGAAUACUUUAUCACCCCUAAGAGUUAUAUAACUUCUACCAUUAUGCGCAAAAAAGUGUAGAUAAGUUGCAGGAAUAAUUACCUUGCAAAAGAGCGACUUUCUCCUUUAAUAGCUGGAUUUUCUAAGACAGAAACUAAAGAAAAUCAGUCUAUUUAUAAAAAAAUUCCGCUUACAUCAUAGGGCCCUGCUGGAAAACAAGGAAUAGACGGUGAAAUGGGACAAAUGGGAGAAAAGGUAUUACCACACAGCAUGAGGAAGCUGAAUGUCUCAACUUACAUUUACCUUGACCAUGGUAUUUGUCCGAGACACUGAGAGGAUGUUGUGUGUUGGUUUGAUGGAUGUAUCUCCAAGUACAUAUUAUUAUAUACUUAAAAGUGAAGGCAAGGCUGAUCGGACAGCUAAGGUUUACAAAUUUAUUUAAGUGUUAUUUUAUAAUGCUGAUCCUGAUCUACGUUAAGAUCCGGCUUUCCUCGCCGCUGUUUGUCCAAGUGGUCCUGCAAGAAUUGUUUACAUAUUAUUAUCACAAUCAUCAUCAUCAUGAUUUUCAUCACAUCACCACCAUCAUCUACCUUACAUUUACAUAAUUAUUUAUACAUCCUACCGAAAAUGAGGUCUGCUGUAUUCAAAGACCACUAAAGCAAGAUUGAAGUCUUUUUUAAUACGUUUAAAGAUAAAUUUCGAAAAACGUAGAAUAAAAACCAUUGACACAAUUGAAAGGCUUCUUAUCGGGUACAGAAGAUAGAGUUUUUGCCAGCCUCUGUCCGCCUUCGGCUUUCACCAUUUACUUCUUCAGAGGCUAAAUUAUGAUCAGGAGAGUAAAUAUGAGCAAUGAAUCUUGAAAUUUAACAAGCGUAAAUACUGAGGCGUUAAACCAGAGGUUUAGAAGGUGACCUGUAAAGGCAAGGUCGUUAACACUUGUUGAUCGUCACUCAAUCUCUUCUUGCUCGCAAACGAGAGGAAAUAGUCUGGUGAGAGAAACAAUUUUUGUGGCCAUAAAUGAUCUCUAAACCUCUGCAAGGGAGGGUAGUAUCUUAGCCGACAUCUUACGAGUUCAAAGAUUCGUUUGUUUAAUUUAGGGAGAACAAGGCCCUGUUGGAGGUGAAGGUGAACAAGGACCUCAAGGUGGACAGGUUAGAAAUGCAAUGAAAAAUGGUUAACGAAAAUAGAACGGAACUCAUGUGUUUAUAUGGUUUAAGAAUUACCAUACGCAGUUUUUGUUUGUUUGUUUUUUUUUCCGAGUUUUCAUGUUCUUUCCACACAUAUUUCGUUUAUUUUUACUCAGACAGUAUUUACGUGGCUGCGCUAUGCUGUAUAUUCAAGUGUUCAUUGACAUGAUGUUACUGCUCGAUGCAGUCGUUAUAUUUUAGCCUACUAUAUUGACCUGCUCAUCUCUAGAGUUCCCAUUAGUGCAGUGUCUAGAACAUCCCACUAGUGUCAAAAAGAUCGUGGGUUCAAGUCCCAUCUGGAACUCAGGCCCCAGUUGUCCAAACGUUGGAUAGCGUUAUCUAGCGGCGCCGGGAUAACUCACUAUACAUGAGAUAAUUAUUAGGGAAACCAAUUGCGUCAUCCACUAGAUAGAGAUCUAUUCGGUGGAUAGCGUUAUCACCUUUCGAACAACUGGCGUCUCAAGGUUGCUUUAAUUGCGGAACGUUUUUGAGGUUUCACGUUCUCUUCACAUUUACCAUUCUAUUUAUUAUUUACACUCUUAAAAGCUUGCAAAAGUCAAACGUCUACGCAAUAGGGUAGCUUCCUCGCGAAACGGCCAAUCAAAUAUUAGGAUUGUGUGUUUUCAGGGCACCGAUGGAAGCACAGGUCCUCCCGGAUCAGACGGUGACGUCGGCGAAAUGGUAUUUUAAGAUUAGAUAGUGCAAGAUUUGCUUGCAGAGUUUUUUGCUGGUCCUCUUUUGUUACAAACUGUUACAGUGUACCUUUGUAGAUAUUUUACCCUAAGUCGUGAUAUAAUUGAAAAUUAGGGAGACUGUGUAACGUAUGUACUCCGGAACAACAAAUGAGUUUUGUUUAUUACUAUUUGUUUUCUCUUGUGCUCCAUCCGCCUAUAGUGAAGGUUAGAAAAAUAUAAAAAAAAAUGGCGGAUUAACGAACCAAUUACUUAUUCAGAAAGUGCUUCACUGUGGUGGAAGUAUUUCGAUGCCGAGAAAGUUAAGUAUACUGAGGUAUUAGUGUCAAGUGAGAUACCUGAAGUUCUAUUUGUUAAAUUGACAAUUCAAUCCUUUACUGAAAUCAUUAUUUUCUUGACAGGGUCCUGCUGGAGUUGAAGGAGAUCGUGGAUCUGUGGGAUAUACUGGCCGAAUGGUACAUUAUACCAUUUUUUUUCUUUUUGGAAGACUACAGGAGGUAGCGCGGGCGUAGCGGUUGGAGCGAAUGAACUGCAAUCCGGAGGCCUUGAGUUCACCCCUCGCCCUAAUCGAUGGCUGGAUUUGUGCAUGUUCUUGGAAGUUCCGAGUUCAAGUCCCUCUAUCGCGCUUGUAAAUAGCCAACUGGUUUGCCUCCGGCCAGUUGGGAUUCUUAACCUCGUAAUGUUUAUCUUAAUUAUUUGUUUCUGUCCUUAUUUGUGGGCAAUUAUGAAAACUACUGGGCUACCAGUAAUUAUGUUUGUAUUACCGCCAUAAAGUCAUUUCUGAAAAAAUUCCUCGCGAUGUAUAGAUUACCGGCACUUAAAUACAACGAAGGAAGAUGAGACUGUGAUAUUCUCUUGAAAUGUACUUUUGAUAUCAUGCAACAAAUGUUCGGCAUCAAUUCUUUUUGUGAAGGGACUUGCAGACAUACAACAGGGUCUACUUUUUUUGAUAUAGGGUUCAAAAGGCAGCUCUGGUGCGGACGGAAUUGCAGGAAAAAGGGUUAUUUUUUACUCAUAUAUUUAUAGAUAGUACAUUUAAUAUAUAUAUUUUUAGACCAAACUGAAAAAUAGGCAGGCCGAAAAUUUUUUUUUUUAAGACCGCCCGCCCCCUUAUCUCGCGGUCUGGAUGACAGCCCCCCUCCCCCCAUUAUCUGAAGGUCUGUAUCUGUAUCCGCCACUACAUUUAGGUUUAGGCCAAACCGGCUAUCACUUCUCUCUAAGUAUUCUUACCUAUGGAACUAUGUGCACGACAAUAUUGUACGUUUAUCAUAAUUGGUUUACAUAAAUUACAAUCACUAACACUAUAUUACUCAGUUACGUUUCCGAAGAUGUCUAAGGGACUUAAGUCUCCAACAAUGCGCAAAUAUAUUUUUCACGCUGUAUUUGGGCGAAUGUUGCUGCCCUGCAGUAUACAUCAUUCCGUGAAUUAGCCAUCAAUAACCCCUUAAACAGACCAAAGCCAAAACACUGACACAGGGUUCUAUGCCCUUUACUGUUUGCGGAGGCCUCUGGGUUCUCUAAUAGGCGUAGAAGACCACACCCACAACUUGUUUGGUUUCGGUGCACAUUGUUGCUGUCACCUCACUCACAAUUUCUUAAUCACAGUCAGCAUAAUCUCAUCUAUAUAUUCGCCCCAAUUGUAACGGAAUCCGGGAAAUUUUUUCUUUUGGAAUCCAGAAUCCUGGGCUUUGGAAUCCGGAAUAGAGCACCGGGAAUCCCAGAGUCCCACUAACUAAAAAUCCUUAAUCCAAGUACCACUGACACAGAAUCCGGAAUCCACUGUGUGGAAUCCAAAAUCUAAGACUGUCUUGAAGUCUCUUAGAUGGGUGGAAUUUGUCUAUUAGACACCCUGAUCAGUGCUCCUGUGGGGUCUGACUCGAUGCGACAAACCCCGCUCAGCAGACCGGCGUAGACCAACUGAACUAUUAAACGACGGACACUACUUUCUGGUGUCGUUUGAGAAUAAACUAUUUGCUUUUGUAUUGUAAUUGUUUUUUAUUUUGUGCUUUUAGGGAACGGGAGGUAUCCCUGGUGUCAACGGAGAAGAUGGUGAACAGGUUAGUGUUAGCUUUUUGUGUUUGGUAUUUGGUGUUAGUUUUUUUGGUAUUCGGUUUCCACAGUUACUGCCCUCGUAGUUUGGCGAAAAAUAUUUUAAACAGAAAUUUUCCUAAACUAUAGCUCAUCACUCAUAUUUCCAGUACAAGAGCUAAAUGUACACCCGCAAAUGUAAAGUCGGGCCGUUCAUCGGCACAACAACAAAAAAAUAUGCACUGUGAUGAACUGUAGUGGGUACUAUUUAGAAAACCGACAAUGUGUGCUUUAAAGGUUAAACUUUAUUUUUAGUACGUAAUAGUACUGCAUGAGAAAUACACUUUUAAAAAGGAAGAAUCAAAAACGAGGAGCGUUUUAUCCAAUAUAGAAUAUCCGAUAACUCUUGAAGAAGUGCAAAGGUGAAAUUUGCAAAUUUCAUGUUAGUUAGUAUCCCUUGUCAGCAGCAUUUCAAUUUAGGUUGCCGGGAAACUGCCCACCUACCCCUCCCCUAAGCUAACAUUAACACUUACUUCUCACGUAAGGAAAAAUGAUUGAUGGCUUAGGGAAGGGGUAGGUGGGUAGUUUCCCAGAACCCUAAAUUGAUCCUUAGGAGCAACGCUUUAUGAAUUACUAUUAGCUUUUGAUGAAAUAUUUCUCUGAAUAAAGGGCCCAGUAGGAGAGCAAGGAGAACAAGGAGACCAAGGCAAAAUGGGCGAUUCUGUAUGUAACGAGACCAUAAUAUAGUAACAAAGUUUAUUUAGUAACCUAGGCUUGGCCAAGUUACGGUUUGUGGCCAAUUGGCCCCAUUGAAAUAAUAGCAAAAACGUUACCAGAUUAAAAUGAAAAAUGAAAUAAAAACGAAAAGGAAUGUGUUAUUGCAUUGUUUAACCAAUUUAUGGCUUUUAGCAGUGCAACGUCAUUACUGGCGUCUCCGGUUUUGUCUGGUAACUAUUUGAUUACCCCUUGAAAAACAUACCUCGUCUGUGUAAGUUCUUUAAUUAAAGUAUAUUCAUGUGCUUUAUUAUUUCCCAUCUGGGCUGAUAUUACAUUAAUUAUAAGUUGCAGGUGCUAGACAAACUAAUUGAUCGUUUAUUUGAUAGCAGUAUCCAAUAGAGUGUGGUCAAUACCAUACCAGUUGACGCUAACAACCGUAUUGUGUAUUUCAAAAUAGUUGCCCAGUUCGAAUGCAUCUUAAGAAUUUGAAAUAACUUUAACUUUGAAACGAGACGGUUGGGGACAAUCAUCGUGACGAAAAGGAUAACUAAAUUUGCGAUCAUUUUAAGGUUUUUGCUCUGUCAGCCUUUUUGCAUCCGUUAUGACUCAUAACGGAUGUAUGAUACAGGCACACUUAUGUCCCGUUCUUACUUUACUGUAUGUGCUGUUCGAAGCAAAACCCGGUGACUUAGGGUAUGUGUGUCAGACAGAAAUAUCGUUAAAUUUUAGUUCAAUGUUUUUACCUUACAAUUUUGUAUUGAAUAGUUGUUGUUGUUUUGUUUUUGUAAAUAUAUUUGCAGGGCCAAUCAGGACCUGUUGGUGAAGCUGGGGUUCGGGGAUCGCGAGGAACAACUGUACGUGACUAGAGUUUGUUGUAUUAAACUAUUCUUCUCUUGACAUAUCUGAUUAUAAAAUACAAUACAGUGGCUGAUUCAGUUUUUCAAAUAAGUGGGGUCCCGUUCGUCCGGUCCCUACGAUAGGAGGUGGGACAAGCUUUGAAAAAUAUUUUUUCUGGUCCUGCUGGCGUCGGUUUGGCCACGAAGUUUAGAUUUACUUCAAUUUCUCUCAGGAUGAUGCAAACAAAAUUCGAACUAGUGGGAAGUCAGGAGCAAAGAUGAUAAAUGCCGCAUUUGCCCGCGAAUUUACAUCCCUAUGUAAGACAACGGAUGUAAAUGCAGCGUUCACCAAAUUUGCUGCCUGAUUUCCCCCUAGUUUGCACUUUUCUGCAUCAAAUUUAACCCAGGCAAAUUUAAUGCAAAUCUAAUGGGUGGCCGGGCCUCUCGGGGUCCCUCCCCUAUAUCCGCCACGCAAUAUAUAGAGCCUACGGCAGGCGGGCAUAGUCAGGAUACUAUCCACGCUUCAACGUGUUUCCUACAUAAAUUUUUGUUGUUGUUGUUUUGUAGGGUGUAACCGGCCCUGCUGGAGCUGUCGGUUCUGCUGGAGCUAAAGGAGAAAUAGUAAGCCUCAAUUUUCUUGAAACUUUUACAUGAAUAUUGAUGUCAGAAUAGAUUAAGCAACAUUAUUUGCUGGCCAUUCAGAUAUUUAAGUACAAUAGUAAAAAACUUUAUGAUCGACGUCGUCUCAUUUUCGUUGCUGUAAAUUACUUAAUGAUUAAACCCUGCACCGUUUCGGUUUCCAUUCAAUCAUGAUUCACCUUUUUGACAUAGAAUGUAGUACCACUGACUGUAGUAUUAAUAAGUUUCAAAUCAUGAGAGACUUGAAUUGCUUUUCUUUCAAACUGUGUUUUGUUUUCCAAUUUUAUAUAAAGUUUGCAGUUAGAUAUAGCUCUUUCUCACAUAAAGCCAUACUUUCAUGUUGAAAUUGAGCACUCUACUAGGAUGAGUCAUGACCGCAGCAUUGCGCAUGCUCACUAUUUUGAUCAGAGCAAUACAAAUACGGUUAUAGUUCACUUUAGGGUAUUUCGUUUAUUUGUUUUUCAUUUAUUCACUUAUUUGUUUUACUCUUAUUCUUAAUUUUUAUUUAUUUUUCUGUUCAUUACAGGGAGAACAAGGAAUAGAUGGCAGGAUUGGUAGACGAGGUACCGACGGAAAGCAGGCGAGUACAUGGAUUUUUUUUAGCGAUUUUCGUUUGACCUUGAAAAUGCGGGGUGAUAACUGGAACCACAAUUGAUAGCUGCGAGCAAUUUUUGUUUCCGCUCAGAUCAUUUCUAUACAGUUUUAUCCUCAAUAACUAGAACUAUGAACCACUAUUGAAAAGUCGAAUAAAGCAGUGAUUUUUGCAGUUUCCGUUCAAUUUAUUAUUUCCAAACAACCGUUUAUCUUUGAUAACUCGAACCAUGUUUUAAGCGCGUGAAAAGUCGGAUAAAGCAGUGAAUUAACUGCAGUUCAAAACAUUGAAUUUAUUGUUUCAAAACAACCGUGUAUUCUUUUUCUUGACAAUUUUGUCAGUCCAAUUUAAAUGCAAUGUUUAAUCAAUAACUGAUUUUUAUUAUUCAUUAUUUUAAUUCCUAGUUUAAUCAAAAUACGCAAUAUCUCCAUCGAUCCAUCGACGGUCAGUUCAUCUUCGAUAGUGUACGUUUAAGUUUGUCCAGAUCCACAAAUAUUCUCCAAAUAGCAGGUGUCGCCCUUCGAGUUGUCUUCUUGCUGUUCUUGCCAUGUUUUUACCUAUUUUUUCGGCUAGUUCUUACUCUUGAAACGAGUGAAAUGUCCGCCAUUUUUUCAAGUUCACGACUAAAACAACUCAGCCUCGUCCCCAGGUCUUCUCGGUUAACGGUGCCUUAACCUGCGAAAACGCUGCAUUUUUGACGUCAUUUUCUCGUUAAAGUCAAAAUUCUUCCAAAUUUGGUCAUCAGUAACUGGUUAUGGUGAAUUAAACGUGUGCUUUUAGCCAAUCAGAAUCGGGGAAAUAUUUUGAAUGAAUAAUAAACAACGUUUAAUCAUGUACUGAUUAAUUAAUCUUUGUCUUUUAAUUCCUUUAAUCAAAAUAGCAAUAUAUAUAUUGCCGCCCUGGACGUGAAGUGUGCACGAUACUUUCAUUCCUGCCCCAUCCCAUUUCCUUAUUUCUAGUUAUUUGCUUCGAACUCCCGAUAACUCGAAUUCCCUAUUCCCAGAAGUCGGCUGUAGUUAAAAUGAUCAAAACAUCGUUUUGCGGUCAAAAAUAUCCCUAAGAUGAAAAGGCAUCGUUCAAUUGUCCCAUCGGCAGCCACGUAUCUGCAUGUUGCCCCAAGUUAUGGAACAAGUACAUUUCAGCACUUUUUCUUCAGCGGGGAAUGCGUUGCGUUCUACUUAGCUAACCGAAAGCGGCCCACGUUUAUGCCUCUUCGACAAACCAAUCAUAUUCUUAUAUUACUGUUCAGUGGUUGUUUUAUGUUUGACGUGCGCAGGCAGUCAUUUAAAGGAGAAAUAGAGACCAUUCUAAUGAAUCUGAAUUUAAAUCAGUGAACUAAUGCUGAUUUAUUGCCUUACGUAGGGCUCUAGAGGGGAGCCUGGCGAACAAGGAGAAGUAGGACCUUCUGGAUCUCCCGUAAGUGCAAUAUAAGUUAGAUAUAUCAGGUCAAACAAGGGGGACGAAGUACAGUCAGCUCCCUUUAUUGCGGACACUGUAAGGACCUCGAGUUAGUGUCCUCAUUAGCGAGAGUCCGUAAUAGCGGGAGUUUAUUUCAGUCGUCCGUGUAAUCGAGGUGUCCUUUAAACGGGUGGACCAGUUGAGUAUUGACCAAGGACAAGAUAGGGAGUGGCAGCACUCUAAACCAUGUCUUGAUAAACCUAGUAGAUGGUAGAAAGAUUUCUGUGAAUCUGGUCGCUGCAUCAGCUCUUUUUCAAACUAAAUAUCUCUAAAUGUAAACCACACUCAGUAGCAAAUACAAUGAUGUCUACAAGUCAGAAAUUGAGUUCUUAGUUACCUAUAGAGAAAUUAUGGAAAGAAUUUCCCAAUUUCUCCGCAAGCUACGCUAGAAUUAUGCUAAGCUGCAGAACAGGCAUCAUUCGCUUUUUCGAGUUUGCGCGCUUGUCUCGGGCUUGCCGUUGCUUGCUUCGAAAACGCCGCAAAGAAAUGACUCCUGUUCUGCAGGCUAGAAUCAUGCACGUACUCUCGCCGAACCAUAAAAUGGUUCAACAUUUAAACCAUAAUCAAAAUUUUUGAGCAAAUUUCCCAAAUUUUAGUGUUAGACUUUUAAGUCCAUUUCUUUCCAACCCGUCCAUACCCAAAAACACUUAAUAACAUGAUUCUCUUGUGCUAGUUCAGUGACUUCCAGUAAGACAACUAUAUCAGUGGUUUUCCGUUGAGACAAACACUUGUUAGAUCGAUAUUCUGUUAGGAUCAAAGUUGCACCAAAUCUGGGUGAUUCUGCCUCCUUAUAUCUCACUUGGUUUGUCUGUCGAACAUUCAUUUUAGGGUGGUGCAGGCUCGCAAGGUGCUUCUGGGAUUCCCGCAGAAAACGGCGAAGUGGUAUGUUUUAAAUAUAUUUACAGUGAAGUUAAUAUUUUACUCUUGAUUAUGGGAAAUGAGUUUAGGCGUCAAGUAGUAACCAAAUCCACGACUGAGAAAAUCUAUGCGUUUCCCUCAAGGCCGUUACUAAAGCACUCAUUUUCUCCUAAUUAACAACUGAACUCUUUCUUCUGAGCAACUUCAGCAGGUUAUUAUUCAAAUUUCAACUUCCUUUCCCUUGUCUCUGACGAAUCAUGUUAGCAAUAUUAAAUGCCACUGUCAUGUGUAAAAAUAAGGGCCAAACUCAGUUCCACAUUACUGCUUCCAUGACGUGUUGCAAACGCGCGCCGGCGGCUUUAGUCAGGUCUAGUACUUUACAGGUAGAAAACUGCAUGUACUCAGUAAAAGAUCUAAACCACAAGAAAAAGUGAAUCGAUACAGAAUUGUUGAAACAACCAGUGCUGUUUUGACACGUCUUGAUAUUGUUUGGCAAUAAUGCUAACACUGUGGAUUUUUCUCUUUUAAGGGUCCGCAAGGAGACAUGGGCCCCUCCGGUCAAACUGGAUAUGCAGGAAAAAUGGCAAGUAGCAAGAUUCCUAAACUAGCUGGGGCCCAAAAUAGUUUUUGUUGCUUUUAUAAACAUUUUUAUGAAAAUGUCUAGUUGUGAUGCCCAGUAAUCAUUGUUCAUAAACGGCUUUUCUACAUGAAAGACAGGAUAACUCACUCACGGAAAAUUGUUUACCAGCCCAAGGAUUGGUAAGCAGCAAUAUCUCAAGAUUUGAGUCUCAACACCCAAUGACAUCAUCUUUGGUCUAACCAAUGACAACCAGACUAAAAUCGUUUUUCUCUGACAAAUACAUUUAUAUUGCCGUCUUUUGUUUGCUCUUGCUUCACGAAAGAAGAGCAUUCUCGAUUCCGUCAGAGACGAGUCAAGGACAACUUUUGAAACUGCUUUGACUGUGAAGAGAUGGCUUCAGCUAAGGUUGACGAAACGACAAGAAUUGUCAACGACCCUGAAUCGGCAUAGCCUGCGCAGCAAGCGGUUUUGGUGUGUUUUGCUUUUGUGAAACCCCCCUAAGAUCAAAAUUUGAAUUCUCAUUUGUUGCCCCUAUUCAUUUCCUACAGAAGUACAGGGGAGCAGUUGAUAAAAUAUCAAGCAAAUUCAUCUUGUGUGAUCAUGUCCGUAAUUCUCAUAACCACUCUGUUUAAAAAAAAAAAGCAUUGAUAAUACAAGGAGAAAUUUGAUGCUGAUCACUCUUAGGUCUUAAAGGGCUAACGAAAAACACACCAUUAAAAACCACCCACUAUGCAGGCUACCCUGAACAACAGCAGCCCAGUUCAGUGUUACCUAAAUAUAGGAUAUUAAUUAAGGAUAUUAUUUCUGCAAUUGUAUUUAUUCUUUUUCUUUUAGGGAGUAGUCGGUCCUAUUGGAGAUCAAGGACCGAGAGGAGAGCCUGGCUCUGGGGUAUGACAUCAUUUUUGUGAUGGUCUUAAUGGCCAUUUAUGAUAAAGACGUUAAAGUCGUUCAGACACAUUUAACGUCUGAGACGUCAAAGUCUCGACUGGUGUAAAAACGCAACGUUUAAAAGAAGACGAUAGUAUUGAAGAAAAAAAAAAAUAUAAAAAAAGACAAAGUACUCAGUCAUAUCUGGAGGAGUUGAGCAUAAAUGCGCCCCAGUGAAAGUCGUUCCAAGACGACUUUAACCUCUCAGACGUUAAAUGCGUCUUGACGACUUUAACGUCUUCGAAUAUAAAAACGGCUAAUGGCAAGUUGUCGUGUUUAGGAUUUUAUCACGAUCAAGAACACUUCCCUUUACCUGCAUAUUAACCGUAAAAAUCAAGGGAAAAAAAUCGAGAAAUCACAAAGUGUGACGCAAAGUGAAACGAAAGAUGAAGUCUUUUUGAUGUUGGCAGAAAUGUUGAUUUCCUAAGACAGAGAAAUAUAAAACGUCCAGGCAUAAUUUGGCCAUAUGUAUGACCGUUCAUUUGAAGAAAGCAUAUAAAGCUGGGAAGACCCAGAUGCAAUAAAUAUUAUAUCAGCGAAGUUGACAGCUCAAGUGUCAUCCCACAAUAGAGAGAGUGAGAGCUGGGAACUACAGGAAAGUGAAGGAAAUUUUCUUUUGACUUUCAUGUUGUAGCGAGUAGUGAGGACUCGUUACUUCGCGUGUUUAAAUUUCGCGCAGAGUCGCGGGUAAUUGCGAAAAACGAGACAUUAAGUUCCAAUAAUGUAUAUUGAUGGUAAUUUGAUUUUUUCUUGUCAGGGUCCAGAGGGCGCUACUGGCGAGCCUGGUCCUCAAGGAGAAACAGGCCCUCAGGUACAAACCUUUUGUUUCUUUCCUUCAAACAGUUUUUCCUUGUAAUUUUCAAAUUCCAAAUUUAUUUAUUGCAGGGCGAUCGUGGAGGAUCGGGCCCUAAAGGUUCCCGUGGAAGCCAAGGGGAAUUUGUAAGUUAUUUUCUCUACCCUCCCCUCCCUUGCAGCACUUCCAUUAUUUCUUGAUAUACAUAGUUGGACCUCCUCCAUUCAGCUGCGACCAUCUGUCGGCCAAUAAUAAUUGUUGAAAAUAAUUGUAAUUGGUUAGUCAGGCGACCACGGCCACAUUUUAGCCACCCCGACGGGAAUUCUACUUUUAUCACCUCUAUUAAGCGAGCAUAAUUUAGGUUAAUGCGAUACAACUUCCAACCAGGUUGUUAUUAACUGUUUCCCAGAAGAUGAUGAAGGUCCGUCGAAACAUGUAUGUAAAAUUCCAAAAUGUCAUCUUGUUUAUUAAAAGGUCUCAAUUGUAAAUGUCCGUGGUGAGGCUCAUUGCAAUGUAGUUCACACUUUUAAAAAGAACAUUUAACAGACCGAGUGUUUUUAUUCUGUUUCAGGGUUCUCGUGGCAUUUUAGGUCCUUCGGGUCCGGCUGGAACAGACGGUGCACCGGUCAGUAUAGAACUGAGAGUGCUCAGAACGAUAUGUUUGAACUUCUUAGACUUUGUUGGCUUCCUUUUGCGAAGAAUAUUGGAAUCCGCGACACCCAGACACAAACUCGAGGUUGUUAACGUGUUGUUGCGAGGUCACAUGACGCGAAAAUGAAAUCAUGGCAACAAAUAGUACAAAUGGCCACCAUCUUAGAUUACAACCAUGUGUCAUGCAUGGCUUCAGAAUAACAAAAGAGAGAAAUUGCAAUUUAACUCUCAACUAGGGGCCUGUUUACAUGGAGGUGGGGGACCCCAAGUAGGUGAGGUAAUCCGCUUAUAGUUGGGGCAACCCGCCCGUCCAUAUAAUCUCCCAUUUUAAUUUGAUCACGUUUUCCUGAUAAGUGGGGUGACCCGCCGCAAGGUACCUCACCUACCUCCAUGUAAACAGGCCCUUACAAAAUUUAACUACAAGUCAUUUGACUGAAAAAGGUUUCGUCUCGAAACAAAUGGGUCCCCUGUUUUUCUUAAAUGCAACAUAAUAAGAAAUGAUAUCGUUGAUAAGCAGCGCCAAUUUUAUAGAAGUUGGAUCGUCAGCACCUUACUUUGAGACGAUUUUUUGUGUAGUUUUUGACAUGCAUUUUUCCCUGUUUUCUCAUAAAUUUUUAAGCUUUAGGUCUCUCUUCUCGAGGUAAGUUAAUCAGCGUUACAUGCUCAUGCGUCCAACUAGUCUGACAGAGCUCCUAAUAGCUAUUACUGUCGACUAAACAGUAAUCUGUGACAUGGUUUGUUUGCAGGGAGGGCUGGGUGAGGAAGGUCCAAUGGGAAAGAGUGGCCGAAACGGCAAUAAGGUGAUUGCGUCCAGUUCUUCCUUUCACUUUUUAUUUGUUGAAUAUUUAUCCUUUUGGUGAAGCGUUUUAAACGAGAUUUUCUUCGAAAAAUAUUUCACAAUGUUGUUGAGAAAAAAAAAGCAUAUUUUGAAAGCAUUAUUAAACUGUGUUUACGAGAUACGUUUGCUAAGCUUUACAUAAUACAUAAAAGAUGUCGAACUUGUCAGCUGGGCUCUCGUCUAAGCCUUUUCUUGGAAGGAAAAUCGGGCCAAUCUAAGCCAUCAGUGGCCUUUUAAGGUUCAUAUCACCCCUUGUGCGGGAAUCCCCGACUCGUACCCCUCGGGCCGACCCUCGCGCCGUCACAGGGGAGACGACUGGGGACGAGUCAGCGGGAAUCCGGAUCUAGAAUCCGGAAGAUAUAUGCUUGUUGAAUCCAGAUCUUGGGCUUUGGAAACCGGAAUACAGCUCAGGGAAUUCGGAAUCCCAUUAACGAUUGAGAUCCGAAAUCCAGUUUCCACUGACAAAGAAUGUGGAAUCCAUUCCCUGUAAUCCAGACUCCAAGACUGUGUUAGAUCAUAGCCAGUAGAGGAGACUGGUGACGAAAGACGGUAAACAUCAAAGUUGAAAGCAAUGGUGCUGUAGGUUAUGUUGGAAGCUCCCUGACUGUGCAAAAUCCUUUGUUUUCUGUUCACAAAUUGUGACUGAGUAAAUUAAUGCGAUGUUUCUAUUGGUCAAUAAGUUCAAAAUGAUAGGAAUGCUAUUGAAAUUUGUGCACGGUCAGGCCCAAAAAAGCUAACAAAAACAUAUAACAAAGGGUUUCCCAACCAUUCUACUUUAAUUAACUAUGGUUAGAUUCCCUUCCAAGGGGCAAUUCAUUAAAUAUGGCAUAACCACUUGAUACUUAUAGCUGGAGAUGUAUCGCUCGGUCCUAUGACUACCAUUCUUGAGUACAAAUGGUCCUAGUCCUUCUUUUGGUUUGUGUUCCUUCCAGGCAAGCCCCUUUGGGUGCUUCAAAUCGUCUUUUUCUCUUUUCCAAGUGUAUAAUUGGCUCACUGCGGCAUCAUCGGGAGUGGACACUUAUUUAAAACUCUAUGGCGAUUAUUUCAACCGGCUUAACUGGUCAAUUGUUGUGGGUGGAUAUUCCCGGUGUUGAAUUCUCAAUGAGCACGUCGAAGUUCUGAACAAAUUUAAAGAAGGGUUUGUCAUCGUGUUCACCUUAAAACUUGAUAAUGUGAAGUUUCGGGACUUGAGUAGAUUCAUCUAUCAGGUAAAUUCAAACUAUGAGAGAAAAUCUUAAACUUAGAAUCCAGAUAAAAUUGAAAACUAAUAAGCUAGCUUUCGACCUCAACUGAAGUCUUGUUCAGUUCUGCGCCGGCGCAGGUGAAGUUUCAAGUUGCAGUCGUGCGGAGUGAGGGCAAAGAAAUGUACCAAAUAAUGUGAUGGACGUACAGCGUUGUUGUUUUGCUUAUCAAACCUUAAAACGCUAUUAAUAAUCGUUUUUAGGGUGCUGUCGGUGACUUUGGUCCCCCUGGAGAAAAUGGAGCAGUAGGUUCACAGGUAGGUAUAAAUCGAAUGAUCAAUUUAUGGAAGUGGGAAGCAUUACUUGUGCGUCCUGGAAAUAAUAAUUUCCAAAUAUUACCUGGACGUUCAAACACAUAAAAUUUACAGCAUACGUCACAUUUCCUUUACCAAACAAGGAAAUAUUUCACUGACUUAUUCCAGAAUUACCCACACCACAUUACUAUCUCUUGUUUGAAGUGUAUAUUAGCCGGUGUAAAAAAAGUACGAAUGUCAACCAUGAAAAAAGAGCUCAUGAAUCGAUUCCUCUCCUUGAAUGAAUAAGCGAAACGCGAAAGCUUCAUAGAGAUCAACAUAAUGCACAAAGAACCGACGCCUUAGCUAGCAAAUAAAGAACUUUGAAGUUUGCAAAGUAAGCGCUAUAAGAAAAUGAACGCUGGUUUUUCAUUGCUAGCAUAUCUUCCUUUUUCAUAGAUUUUUUUUUUCCCGAUGUUUCCUAAAGUUGGAAUUAAGACUCUACAAACUCACAUUAAAUGCCGCGUUCGUUUGUAAGGUGACCUAUUACUUGAACAUGUUAGGCUAUAACAGAGUUGCCGUAUCCACGGAUGUAGUAUGGACGAAAAGGGGUACUGGAAUGGAGAUCGAAAAUACAGUGUUUUGCGGCCAUGUUUCAUCUCUUUUGUCUCACAGGGUACCCAAGGACAGUCUGGCCCACCUGGUCCUCCCGGAACUGCAGGAUCGCUUGUAAGUAAACAAAGAAACUAAGGCAUUUAAUUGUUCUCUCUUGUUGUCAUUAUCAGCAUAGAUGUUGUUAUUUUAAUAUGUCAGCUAAGGUGGUAACAUUCGAAUGUCUUCCCUCGAAAACGUUACAUAUUUGCGUAAUCUUCUUUUAGGGUGCCAUUGGAUUGGAAGGAGAAAAGGGAUUCGCUGGGCCUGCAGGAAUAAGAGUAAGUACUCACUCUUGUGAUGAUCUGCAUACAAUCAUGAUGUUCAAAGAAAUACCGCAGUUUUAGAUCGAGUUCAUCGUGAUAACUGUAUUAUCAUAAUUAUAUCAAUAACAAAAUUCUCCAGUGUGAAUGGUUAUGAACAUUGCUGAUGUGAUAGAAUCAAAGAAAGACUAUCGUCAACUCGUGGGUACGUUGUGUAGAAAAUAAUCAAUUAGUUAUCACCUCUGGUUUUCCCACAGUGAAUUGUAGGAAAUGAUAGAAAUUCAUAUUAUAAAUAUACUAUCCUUGUUCUGGAAACACAAUACUUUUCUUGCUGUUUAUUGCACUUUAGUAACAGUUAUUUAAGUAUAUAUUUAAAAACAAAACAAAAAAAAAACAGCAAAACAAAUAAGCAAACAAGAUAAAACAAAAAAGAAAAAAAAAGGAAGAAGGGAAAAAGAAGGUCCGAAGCGGGAUUUGAACCCGGUACCUUCAGUUGGACCCGACCUCACAUAGCCACUACGCCAUUGAGGAUGGUCACGUGAUUUAGAGGAAAGUCUCAUAUUUAAUGCCUUUUCCAUGGAACUUCCGCCGGCAAACGAUCGGCCAUAAAAACGACUCGAAGCAAUGAGAUGAAAUUAAGGCUAAUUGAAACCAGGCUACUGACAGUAAAAAACAAUGUAAACGCAUUUCAUGGCAAUGAAAGAACAUAUGCGAUACAAAGCCGACACAACUCCUCCGCGAAGUAGGACGCAAAACAUUAGCUUAUGUUUUCUUAUCUCGAUUUCCGCUGUUAUUUUAAAAAGGUAAUGCUCAAACUCACAUCCAUUUCCCCCCGUGAUCUUGGGGAGUCCUUUAGAAGAAGGAGAAGAAGUGCCUUUAUUCACCAUACAUUUCACCAGUCCAUAUUUUGUAGUCCGUAUUUUAUACCCAGUCCGCAGUCCGUAGUCCGCAGUCGGUGUUUUAUACUGACCGCCAUAAAUUUAUUCAUACACAUAACCUACUACAGUACUACAAGGUAGGAGCGUCGAAGUUGAAGGAGUCGAAGAGCAAAUGCUCAUCUUCUUGUCAAGUUUAACGCCUGGACGGGUCAAAGGCUUUUGUCGACUUUUGAAUCGUACUAAUUUGAAAGAUUCCUGCCUGUCUUAAAUUUGGUAAGACCUCUAUCCUAACCGUGCUGUAGCGCACGAUGCACGCUCGCAGCAAGGAAUUUGAUGCUACCGAACUUCGGCGAGCGCGUGCUUCUUUGGAAACGAUAGAUCUUCGCGCUCUGGAUUUCGGACCCGAUUAAUUACGAAGUGCGUCUAUUACGAGUGAGUGAGUGACUCAUUUGCAUAUCUCAGUCCCUGCAAUAACUCGUGGUACGCUCGCGCGUACCCACGAGUUAAAAAGGACAGUACACAUCAAGCCUAAGUUAUUGGGCGGCAUGCGUAAUCGCGCUAUGCGAUAGAAUAACUGCACUUGAAUGGGCUCUUUGUUGCUCUUGUUGCUUUUGUUGUUUUCUCUCUCGUCAAAUCCAAAAACUCUGGAGACAUGGUGAUUUAAUUUUAAAAAAUUGCAAUUAUCACAAAUAAGCUCUAUUCUAUCCGAAUCAUUUACUGAUAGAAUUGAACUCCGCUCAGUCCUAUUAUCAUUAUUAAACCACGAGGCUUACCAUGAAACUUUGUUUAAUGUUUCUUGGGAGGAAGCCUCCAUAGUUAAUCAUGGCCAUAGAAUGUCUUAAUCGGUCCUUAAACCUCAUAAUGUGGUACACGGUUACUGUAGUCGUGAAAAGAAAGAGAUGUCGUACCGAGGCAGGAUUAGCUCAGUCGGUAGAGGGUUUGACUGCAGAUCGGGAGGUCGCGGGUUCGAUUCCCGGGACCGGACCAUUACUCAGGGUCUUAAAAUGACUGAGAAAUGAAGGUACUUUCUUUGCACUGGAAGCGGCGAGACCUUCGCGUGACUCGGAUGACCACGUAAAAUGGCGGUCCCGUCUCCAUUAGGAGAGGUAAAAAUAGUGUCCCCAAUUAGCACUCUCGUGCUAAAUACAUUGACACUCAAAUAAAAAGUGCAUUUUAAAAAAAAGUGCAAUUGCUUAAUGAUCCGUGGACUAUAGCUUUGUCAGCUAUUUGAAUCUGAAUUUUUACUGUGAGAACAAUUUCGGGUCAGUGUAAGAUAAUUUCAUUGCCCGCAUGGCUGGUUGCAGCAGUUGCUUUGAUAGGCAGCUGAUGAUAUGAUUAAAAUUAUCAGAAUAUUUUAUGAAGACCACCAAUUAUGGGCUCGAUACGAUAACAGACCAAUUCGUCGUAUCCCAUAUGACACUUGCUUGACUCAUCGCAAUGAACAUAUUCACCUUUUCAUGUCUUCAGGGCAACGCUGGUCCUGCUGGAUCCAAAGGAGCACUGGGCGCUAAAGGAGCUAAGGUAACCUUGACACUUUUUUUAUUAUUUUUACAACAUUACAUAUUGCAUCUUCAAUCUACUUCAACCUCUCUCAAUCUUAUAUACGCUCUUACACAGGGGGAAAUUGGUGACACAGGCAGUGACGGAAGCGACGGAAAAGCUGGCGAAAAUGUAAGUUAAGUAAAAUAUACAUAUAUUUUUAGUUGGUUAAGGUUUGUUAGUUUUUUGCCGGUACAAACUUCGAAAUGUUUUUGGAAUUUAUUUGUAUAGUAAGCAAGUAAGCCACUGCAACGCUCACCGCGAGGGAAAAAAGUAGAGAUUGUACCUCUCUCGUCUCCUUCUCUAUCCCGUUCAUUGCUUAUUUCACUCGCGUCUCAUCUCUUUUUUGCUCUUGCCACAAUUCUUACCUUGACAUUUCUCUGUUAGGGUGAAGGGGGUCCUGCUGGUUCUCGAGGAAGAUCAGGGGAAAGAGGCGAAUCUGUAAGUAAUAACCUUAGUUUUGUUUUCGUUGGGGAGCUUUACCGAUGGCGACGGAAUCAACUUGACAGCCAAAAAGCAGUUAAUUUCGUGAGCAAAACAACAACUCAACUCUGCACGUGCAUCAAAACGUUUGAGACAUUUCUUUACCAUCACUACACGACCACGAUGUGAAAUUUGCAACACACACGACUACGAAUUUUUCUAUCUCUAUCUGGAAAUUCAAUUUCAGGAAAGUUCAGUACCCUCUACUAGCAUUUUGAGUUGGAAUAACAGUGAUCAUAAUAACAGUGAUGUCGUCUUGGUUUUACAGUGGAACCUCAGGGGACAUUCUCAGGACCAAGGGUAGUUCCCCUUUGAAUAGAAGUGUCCCCUGAAUGGAGGUUGGGUUGGGGUUUGGUAAUAAUUAACCUACAAUUAAAAUAGUUUUCUUUUUCUGCCUCGGAAUCUGCUGCAGUCAAUAUUUCAAGAAGGUAGAUAAUGCAUUAAUAAAAGUCAUGAUUUUUUAUUAACUUAUCUCUGCAAAAUUCUGGGUUGAAUUCCCACAAGUGCAGAAUAUCGAUUUAAGUGAGAUAGUUCAUUUUUUGAAUGUUCUCGGCAUUGUGACUAGUAAACACUUAAACUUAUCAACGCGACUUUUGGGUCACUUUUUGAGUGCUAAGGUGUCCCCUGCGUGGAGGUUAAAGCCGGGUUUCGGGACCCAGGAAAAUGUCCCUUUCCCUGAAUAGAAGUGUUCCUUCAAUAGAGUUAACAAAUAAAAUGAUUAAGCGAACAUUUUUCCGGAACCACGUUUUGUGUCCCCUGAGCUAUCUUCUGGGCGAUUAUUGCGUGCACAUGACCAAUAAAAUAGUCUAAUAGUUCCAAUAGUGAAACACUACUAAGAACAGUACUUGUUUGUAUUUUUUCAGGGGAGUUCAGGGGAGAACGGUGAGCCUGGAAAUGCUGGAAGAAAAGGAUCAAAUGUAAUUCACAGUUUAGCUGAUGUAUAAUUAGAAAAUAGGAGAUUUUCUUUUUGCCUUCACAUUUAGGCUCAGGUCAAACGCCAUACUUCAUAUUAGCCGAACUCGAUCAAUUGUGUUCGGCUAUCCUGGAAGUACGGAUUUAGAGGCUGUAACCUUUCAGGGUGACGCCCUGUGUCGAUAAGUAUUACCGUUACAACUGGGGCAUAAGAAACACCAAUGUCUGGCGGAAAGGAGAUUUGGGGCGAUGGCUUUCUCGACGAUUGAGAUGUGGAAUUGUUCCGCCCGUUUUCUCGAUGAAGAUUACUUCAUAUAGAGUCCCAGCAGAAACUUCGUUUGAUAUAAUUCGUGCGUGGUUUAGACAAGAGGAAGUUAGCUUCAGCAAAUCUCAGGUUAAAUUCUGCACGAUGGAGAGUUGAAAACAAGCCUCUGGGCUAGCGUGACGGAAUAUGAAUGUAACGUAAGUUUGGGUGUGCAACCAGAGUUUUGUUCUUUUCUUUUAUCAUUUUGUUUUUUUGUUUAACUAUUGUUAGGGUCUAGAUGGUGACAUAGGAAACCAAGGCCUUGAAGGAUUUACUGGUGCUCCUGGAGCAACUGGACCCAAAGGAGAGUUUGGGGCUCCUGGCUCCGAGGGUACUAUGGUAUGUAAAUAAAUAAAGUCAUGUUCGUUUAUAUCAUGUACUAUUUUGUUCCCAGGCGAAUCUUUGCUGACGACACUGUUUCAGACAUUGUUGCGCAUUAGCAUACGAGUGAUAGAAAACGUCAUCGUACGUACAAAUUAGUUGCAAAAGUUUAAAGAGCUGCUUAUUUUGAGCAGUUUGUGCAAUUUUCAGCUCUUUGCAAUCAAUAACAGAGGAAAUAGCAGCAAUCAAAACCUGCGAAAUUGCUGGGUGUCAAAAACACUAUUGAGAACAUGUACUUUUUGUAAACUUUUGAGGGUUUAGGACAAAAUUUCUCCGAAACUAUUCGGUGUAUCGGUCUCAAAUUUAAAGAGGUAACUGAAAUUGCUGCACUCUUUCAAUAUUCAGCAAUUUUAUUUUAUUAAUAGCUUGAUCAGGAAAUGAAAUGCGUAUGUUAAUGAGGCAAAAAUGUAAACGAAGAUUCACCUAUUAGCCACCUGAAUACAACACUAAGGCUGCAUGAUGUUUUUGGCACAAGUGCUAAGAAUCAGAGUACCUGGUAGCAUACCUGGUCUUGAAAGAUGUUGUAGAUAAAUUCGAGCCAAACAGUUUAUUGCACUUAAAACCUUGCGGUUUAAAGUUUAAAGAGUUUAAAGGAAAUUCGCGUUGAGAUAACUAAUAUAUGCCUGUAUAUAGAAAGUACAUAGUCUCUCACGGUCACCUCACAGUUAAUCCGGGGUCGAGCCAUUUUACUAGGUUCGCAUAUGAUAUAACACUCGUCUUACAACAGCUGGUAAUGUUGAUUAAUUUUUUUCCCGUUUAGGGCGUAACAGGUCAACGCGGCUCACGUGGAGAAGAUGGAGUAAUGGGCACAACGGUACCAAUUAGCCUUAUUUGAAAUUGCAAACGCUCAUAAACUGUGACUCUUUUGUAUCACCUUUAAUUUGCUAAAUCGUCUAUAACGCAAUUCAUUUUAAUUCAAAUUGCACUCCUCCUCGUUGCAAUAGUUACGAGCCCUCUGCCCUUUAUUUGACGCCUUCGAGAUAGAAAGGAUCGGUUAAGUAUUCUGUUUGUCUCACUAAAAUCGACAUUUCGCAAAAUUGGUGGGAUAUAGUAGCUGUAUCACGAAAUGUCAAUAUCAAAAUUCAAACAGAACUGCAACAAAACUGAGUGAAAGAUGAAAAUAACCGGGUACUCCAGUUUUCCCCUCCCACCCCCCAAAAAAACCUACACUUCUAAAUUCCAAUUCGAUCUGGAACGCACGAACCCGUUUAAACGAGGUUAUAGGAACUCCUAAGUGCUUCGUGGGUACUAAACAAAUUACAACUUUUUUAAAAAAUAGCCAUUCAAAACGUGAAAAGAAGGUAGAAAUAACACAGAAAAUUCAAAAGGAGACACGGAAUGAUCAAACUUGAUCGAGAAGAUUCAAGUGGAUUGCAAUAUUAUUCUUUUUUUUUUUGGAAAGCUUGUUUGCCUUAACAGUUUUUAACGUUCUUUUUUGUUGUUUGUAGCAUUUGAUAUAAUGCUUGGGAGACAAGCUUAUUUGACGAGAACCUGUGAUUUUUUCAUUUACAAGCAAUUUCUGUAUUAACAAAGUGAACUGGACAGGCGUGACACAACUCCUUUAAGGGCUAAGCCGUGAGUUAUUCUUAAAAAAGUUUGAAAACCCAUUAACACUUUGUGAGAUUCCUUCCUUUGGCUUUCUAUUGUGUUUAGGGUGAUACUGGAGAAGCUGGAGAUGUUGGAAGUUUUGGCGCUGAAGGGGAGAAGGUAAUUUUAUUGUAAAGGAAACUGAGGCAUUUCGUUUACCGAGGUGUAAAAUUUUUUUUUUCUUUAUCACAGCAUCAGUGAGGUCUGCUUUUUGUUUGUUUGUUUGUUUUUUUUCGGAUACAUAAUGAUUAAUCGGAUGUUUUGCCUUAAGCUUAACUUUCACUGUCGUGUAUUGCACAAAAGUGCAAAAUCCCCACAUUUGGCACUCUUACUGAACAUUGACUACAUAUCCUGUGGUCAUAGCAACCUCCUGGUGACAACCAAUUAUUUUAUAUGUGUAUUACAAACAAAUGAACAGCCAUCCGGGGAACCAGUGAACACUUUGAUUUGAUUCUAACAGGUUAAUGAUGGACUAGCCAGUCAAACUUUAUAAAGCCGACUUCAAAAAGCAAACUUAAAAAGUACAAAACGAUUACCGUUUUUGUUUUCGUUUAGUUUUCUCCCCCCUGGCGUGAUUUGCUUUUCUUCCUUGUUAUACUAUAACAUACAUUGUAGUCAUUGCAUAAAUAUUUCUGAUGCUUGUGUGUUGUUGUGUGUUGUUAUGUGCGGAGCAGCACCUCUCACUUUGUAUAUAAGUUUUCUUUUGCUUUUACGUUUAAUAAUGUUAUUUGUGUCUUGUUUAGGGUGACAGAGGGAAUCCCGGAGAUCCUGGACCACCUGGAUAUCAGGGAGAAAAGGUAUUUUGUAACUGCUUUGCAAGCAGGUCUGCCAGUUCAGAUAUGUCCUAUUAUACUUUCAGAACACAUUUGUUGGCAGGCUAAGGAGGCUGUGCCUAGUAAUUAGGUCUGAAGUGUUUUUUUUAACAUUUAAAACUACUUGAGAGAACGUCAAAACCUUAAUAAAAAGAAAAAGGAUAAAUUUUUGUUUACAUUUGUCUAAGAAUUUCUAACUGCUCUGCUUUUUGCUUAAACGAGUUAAAAUGUUCAAAUCUCAUGAUUGUAAAAUAAUAUGUAGUCCACCAGGUUGCCUAGGAUUUUAUUUCUUCGUCCACUCUUAAGUGAAAUGAAAUUACGAAAGUUUACAUUUGACCUGUCGCGAAAGGUAAUUUUACUCCCUCAACGAUUCAACUAGAUGUCUCAAAACGCAAUUAUCAACAGUUUCUCCUGACAAUGCGCCAAUAAACUGAAACGUUUAUAGCUUGCUAAACGGUAAUAAACGUUGCAUUUUUUAAUCAAACAAUAUAAUUAUAGCUAUCGUGUCUCUUACAUUUAUAACAUUUUUUUGACCCGUUUAAUAUACCAUAGGGAAAAAGAGGUGACUUGGGACCCCAGGGAAGCAGAGGAGAAGAAGGAGCCUUGGUAUGUUAUUCUUAAAUCGAACUAAGUUAGACAGCAGUCCAUUCAUUGCCUAUUUACCCUAUAUCAUCUACUAAGACUCCGUCUCAAAUAACCCCCCUCCCUCUUUCAGGGGAAGAAAGUUAUUAAGCCCCCCAACCCCUCCCCCUUCUUCACAAAUGAUAUUACUAAGUGAUAGACUGUACUGAUUAAAUCUAAUCGCUACUGUAAAACCUUAUGUGGACUGAUCCGGUAUGAUUUAUUCAAAUGCUGAAAAUUGGGAUUUGUUUCAGUUUGGUCUUCGGCUGUUGACCUCCGACUUCAUGGGCUUGAGCUUUUCCACUUUACGUCAUAAAUCUUUAUAAAAAAAAAAAUUAGUAUCGUUUUCUACUUGUUUGAAAAGGCAGUGUAGCGUCCCAUUUCGCAAAAUUGAAUCAGCACCCCUCUCUAUUAAGCCCUCGGCCUAGUAUGCUUUAAAUAAAUCAGCCCGGGGACGUGGGGGGGUGGCUAAAUAGAAGUGUUAGGGUAAGAGUAAGUGAGUGAAAUAAAGAGAAUUCUCUCUGGAAUGAAAAAGCUGAAUUUCAUUUGUAUUUGGUUUUUAGGGUGCCGACGGCGUUAUGGGGCGCGUCGGCGAGAGAGGAGAUGAAGGAGUUGAGGUACGUCGCUCAGUUUCUUUUACUGUUUAUUUAGUUUAGGCUGCAAUUAUGGAUUAUUCAUUCUAAUCUAGCAAACUCUCCAUAUUUAAAUUGUAGGGCCCCACUGGAUCUGGAGGUGUCCUUGGUUUAAAGGUGAGCUCGUAACGUUUAAAACCAUGAGUUAUAGAUCAUGAAAAUUAUUAUGUGCCAUAUCCUCUAGGUCGUUUCAGUUUGAGACACCACAGUCGACUAGCAGUCAAUCACCCCGUAGCGUCAAUCUUUCAUAAAAGGCCUGGGCACAACGACUUCGAUUUUCAGGCUAUUUAUAGGUUCAUUAUUUUUUCGCCAAAUCUUAUUGCGUCGCAUUCUCGUUUCAGAGCCGCGAUCCUUUUGGCCAGCGCCACGUGGCGUUGGCCCAAAGGAUCGUGGCUUAGGGAACAAGAAUGUUUGCACUGUGGGUUUUCUAGCAACGGCGGACGAAUUAAGCAAAAUGCUUAGCGCAAUAAGUUUAUGUAACUGCAGGUUGAAGAAAUUUAGGUGAAAGGACCCAAGAAACCUGUAUUUAGAAGAGCAACUGACAAAAAUGGGCAAAGCGAAGUUUGUACAGAAAGAUAAAAGUGAAAAUAGACUGAAAGUUUCACGCUCCGUGCUGAUGCGCUCCUCUGAUUUCAUGUUUAAGUUAGCCAAAGAAAACUUUAUCCCGGUGUUUCUUCUUCGAACAAUGAAAGGCGCACGAACGUGUCCACCUCUUCAGACAUCUUUGCUCUGCUGCUCCCUUUUGCCACCUAAAACAUACCAAAAAAUAAAUUUUGAAAAGUACAUAAAAUUCGUUUUUUCGGAAAAUGUACGUGUUUCUCAUGAUGCUAGUUAAUGAGAAAACUAAAAACUUGAUAUCAUUGUGCUGAGGUUUACUUGCUGCAGUUAUCGCUAACAGCGAAAAUAUUAUUGGAACAAUUAGUGUAAAAUAUACUCUCUAUUUUAUUCAACAACUCUAUAAGAGCGACACCUCCCUAAACUGUCCACAUCGGGAGGGUCCCUGCCAUUCUUCUUCCGUCAUUUCCUUUGACUAGCUAUAGGGUGGACACCUCCUUAAAACAGACACCUAGAGUCAGGCGGAUCAUCAUACGUUUUUCGGAAACUGCCCUCCUACCCCUCCCCUAAGUCAACAUUUUGCUUUAAGUGAGAAGUAAGUGUUAAUGUUGGCUUAGGGGAGGGGUAAGUGGGAAGUUUCCCAGAAACGUGUAAUGAGAGUUGGUCCCUGUCGUUCUUCAGUCAUUUCCUCUGACUAUUCAUAGGGUUGACACCUCCACGCCACUUUGAAAAAAAGACACUUUCUGAUGCAUUCUUUGAAUUGUUUGCACUGACAAAACUUGUACCUCGUUAUUUUUAGGGAGACAGAGGACGCCAGGUAUGACGUGACAUCAUUAUUAAACUUAAUGCUCUCUGUUUUCUUUCUGGGCUUCAAUAGGCCACGUAGGUAGCGGUUGCCUCAAAGCACCGCGAAAGUAACAUGAUCCAGUAAAAUAGCCUUUUACAGCAUAUAAAUGUUAUAUAGACAUCUAGGCAGCAUAAUCCCGAGGGAAUGGACGAAACCAAACGCCAUGACCGUGGUUGCGUAGAUCUGUAAUAUUUUGCGAUAGUUAGGUAGCCAAGAUUGUUUUCAGACGCCAUUAGCAGAGACACCAAGAUAAAAAGAUGGUUCCUUGCUGUUUUCGUGUCAAUUCUGAGCUGAAGUUAUUACUUUUAGCGCCUUCACCAAUAAAAAAAAUUGACCCGGUAGAGUUAUGAAAAAAAAAAACAUCAAAAGAUUUUCACCAGGCAGCACUACUCUACUAUUCUUAAACUUUUGUUUGGUGAUUUUGGCAGGCAUAGCAUUAAAACUUGAAGAAGUUGGGCCAACGUUUUCAAUUUUGAAUCCACGUUCAUCGUAGCCAUUCGUUGCAACAGACGACAGAAAACAGUUCAAUCCCUAAAUAUGUUUUAAAUAACAAAAGUGGGCCAUUAUUCUUAGAAUUCAAUUGAUGCGAGAAAAAGCUUUUUAAAAGAUUGCAAAUAGCUUAACAUAUAAAGCUCCUUUAGUUUUAGAUCUAAAAUGAAACGCUGACUUUGUUUUCCUUUCCUUUUUCCCUAGGGUGCAGAUGGCGAACAGGUAAGAAAAUUCCUUUAAAUCCGUGGAUUUAACUGUAGUUUUGAUUUGGUUAUAAGAAAAGACAAAUUCUUCAAUAAAUAUAUUGAACGCAAGUGACUGUUAAAGAAAAUAUUUGUCCGUGAAUUUAUCAAAGGACAAAGCAUGCAUCGUGGCAAUGGGAGCCAGGCUAUAAAAAACAGUAUGAAUACAAGUCAUCGUGAAAUCACUUAAGGACAACUGCUUUUUUCUUCGAAAGCGCGUUACCAUUCUUCAUUUUUGAUACAAGAAAAGCAAAUGAAUGUAAGGAGAAUUUCUCAUGUUUCCUUUAAAACUUACAGUAUGGUGGCAAGUCGAUGCUCUUCAGGUCUAUCGGAAUGUAAUAACUAUUUUUUAUGCAUGUAAAAUGUAUUUUUAGGGUUCACCAGGCGACAGAGGACCUCCAGGACCACCGGUAUGUUGAACUAGCUUGUGCCAAAAAUAAUCAGGUUUUACUUUAAAUUAUCACUAUGUAGUGAUAACCAUUAAUUAGUUCACUGGGUUGUUACUGUUUAUGGUCUAUAAAGCUUAACCUGUUGUAGGCUCUUAGUUAGUAAGGGCGUCGCGAAAACAAGGUCAAGCGAAAAUAAGACGCGCGUGAUCUAGUUAUCACGAUCGCCGCACAUGCUAUUUUGGAGCCUGAGACGAGCUAUAGAAAGAGUACACUUUUUUCUUCAAUAUUAAAUUUACAAAACAGGGCAUCUUGUAAAUAAACUGUGAAAAUUGUUGUUCUUUUUUGUAGGCCGUGCUUCCUGCUGAAUUUGGGCAGCUAUCGGUAAGGCAACCAAACUCUGAGUGCUUUGAUUUAUUUAGUGUUUUUUGAAGAUUUUUAUUCAACUGUUCUCAAACAACUAAGCGUCACGCGAUUAAUAUCUUUGCCUUGAUGUUGUCUUCAGUUUCCGGGUUUGCAGUCUGGUUACAGUUAUGACAGCCCAGCUGCUUCUCUGGAAACGGAAAAGUCUGGAACACCGAGACUUUACAGAGGUCGGCAACAGGUUAGUAGAGCUAUCACCAUCUUAUUAUGCAUGUCCUUGUAGCCAAUAAAAGGCACAGUACACAUCCAGUUGGCGCGUUUAUCAGACAGAGAGCAGUGUACAGUUUAUAUUAAAUGCCUUGGAUUUUGCGCACUAGUUUUGUAUAUUUAUUUUAAAAUUUUUGUAAUUGUAUGAAACCCUCGCAGUAAUGAUACUAUUUGUCAUUUCUUCUUCUUUACAGAAUGAAGAAAAGAAACCCAAGGUAACUUUUCAAAAGCAUUUACCAUCUCAUGUUAGAGAAUUGCAAAAUUAAGGUGUUUGGUUUGGUUAAGUUUUUGUGUGCGUAUGGAAUUAUAAUCUCUGAAAAAAUUCCCAUUCAAAUGCCCAUUGAAACUCAGUUUGGGGUUCGUGAUUGCUUCUAGUUCUUCACGUCCAUAGGUCUUUUUACAUCUUAGCCUUAGAAAUGUUGCCAGAAUGAUCCCCCUCUGGCUAAGCUUAACGCAAAAGUAUCAGUUCAUAUUCAGUAGAGUUCUUAGAUAUCAAAGGGUACACACUUUGCACCAAGUGUUUGCACUUAAUAUUAUAUUAAUAUUACCACAUUCCGCACCUUUAGACUAUUGAUCUUUAUGAUGUCAUCACUUACCGCCUCGAUAUGUACAAAAAUCCCAACGGUUCCAAAGAAUUUCCCGCCAGGACUUGUAGAGAUCUUCAUAUGAGUUAUCCCAAAUUUCGCAGUGGUAAGUACAGUUAUUGUUUGAAGUUUAGUUUCACUUUCACGUACAGUCGCAGCCAUUGUUGAUGGCCCUUUCAAAAAUAUAGGAAUGUACAUCAUUUACCACAGCACCGUUUUAAUAUAGUGGUGAAAUGUUUAUUCAUCUUAGGACUCUACUGGAUUGAUCCCAAUGGAGGCAUUACUAACGAUGCCAUCAAAGUUUAUUGUGAAUUUCAUACAAACGCUUCCUGUCUGUAUCCAGGAGAGGAAAGCCAGGUUAGUGAUAACUGCAGAUUCCUUACUGUUAAGAAGUCAUUUCUUUUUGUCUGUUUUUAGUAACCAAACAGGACCAAGUUUUUAACUCAGUAUAACAACUACAAAUAACGAAUCAUAACUUGUAGCAAUCGUAAGCAGUCUACAAGAACUCCUCGGACCUCUGAUUUGGCACAUCAGAGUUAGGUUUGAACUUAAGGGCGUACUGACUUCAUCAGUUUUCUAUUGAAUUCCACAGCCGUAUGUGACUGAUCAAAAGAAGUGGUACAGUGGUUCUGAUGGUUACAAAUGGCUAGGAAAGGAACUGCUGGGACUAUCCAAGGUUGGUGGUUUAACUUAUGACCUUACAGUGUUUGCUUAUUUUACACAUUAGGGAGCUUAAGCAACGACGACGGCGACGGCAACGAGAACAGCAAAAAAACAACUGGUUUAGAUCGGCAGAACAACAACUUUGCACGUGCAUCACGCUUUUUUGUUCAUUUCUUAGCUGUCGUUGCACGACUGCAACGUGAAAGUGCCUAAUUUCACGUUAAAUAAUUUUUCUCGAGGACGUGAACACAAGACAACAACUUUCUUUUUCUUUUCCUGAACUACAGUCCCUCAGAAUUCACUCGGACAAAAUUUGCCAAUAUCUGACGAAUUAAACGAGAUGGAAUAGGCGCGAAAUUUUUAAAGCACUUCGAAUUCAAUUAAGUGACGUUUUCGUAGCCUUCGCCGUAGUCGUUGCUUAAGCUCCCUACUGCUACUAGAAACCGUCCGCCGUCAAUCGCGGCAGGAUUAGCUCAGUCGGUUGAGCGCCUGACGCCCGAGCGGAAGGUCGUGCCGUUGCAAUGCAAACGGCUAGACCUUGGCGUGGCUCUGAUGACCACGUAAAAUAGCAGUCAUGUCUCUAAUAGGAGACAUAAUUGUGUCCUCAAUCAGUACUAUCGUGCUAAAUACAGUGAAACUCAAAUAAAGUACAGUCAUGUUUUAGUACAAAAGUAUUCGAUUUUAAACUUAGACUUCAGUAAUAUGAUAAUUUUUUUGGAACGAUUUUCCAGCGCUCCUCCAAGAUUAUUUCCCUUUUUUGACAAAAGAUAACAACUUGUAAUUAUAGAGGUCCGUUCUCAGAAUAGGUAACCCCAUGAUUUCCGGUAUGGGGCCCUUCCAGUAGUGAGGCCGAGUAAAUGACUUAAACAAAUGAUUCAAAUCAAACUUAACUGGGUUAAGAAUCCCACCUGGCCGGAGGCAAACCAAUUGGUUAUUUACAAGCGUGAACGAGGACUUGAACUUGGAACUACCGAGAACAAAUCCAGCUAGCGGUCUGGGCCCAGUUGCUCGAAGCAUGGUUAGCGUUAACCAGCGUUUAAUACCUUGACAACGUAUUGGUUUUGAUACUGCUUAACCAAUGGUUAAAGCUAACCAUGCUUUGAGCAACUCAGCCCAGGACGGAACUUGAAUUCGGGGCCUCCGUAUUGCGAGUCCAGCGCUCUAACCACUCGGCCGCACAGCCUCCCUCAUAAGACUAACUUUACCUUAUCUUUUCAUUCAAAGCUGGAAUAUGUAUCAGAUCCCAGUCAACUUGAAUUCCUCCAAUUGUUAAGUGACCACGCAAGACAGCAGAUCACAUAUCACUGUAAAAACUCAAUAGCAUGGCCUGAUGAGAAAUCAGAUGAAGCCACCAAAUCCAUCAAGUUUCUGACUGUCAAUGGGCUUGAACUACACGCUAAGUCUUCUAACAAGUUCAAGCCGAAGCUCGUUCGAAAUGAUUGCAUGGUAAGGUUUGAUUUAUAACCGUUUGUGAUGCUUUUGUUCUUCUUCGACACGUUUGGUUAGUGGAAAUCAAUUUAUUGAGUCUUAUAGUACGACCGCGCAGAAACAAAAGUGUUAAUAAUAUGUAUCCGCUAAAAUCCUUUCAUUUCAAGGGUAAUUCGUCCUAAUUCCCCUUAUAUUUUGCUGUCAUAUCAAGUCGCAGAGGAACCAAUCUCAAUCCCAAUCCCAAAUAACAUUUGAUAACGUGUUUAACAUAACUGUGUGAUUAUGCAAACUAAGUACUCGGAAAGAAGUUUUUCCUUAUAGCAUUUUUACAUCUAAUAUAUAGUCUUUACUUGAAAAUAUAGAGGAAUUGCCAUUCAAAUAUAAGCGUUAUGGCCCAGUUUUUGAGAAUGGCGUUUGGUUUUGUUAGUAACACAGGAGACGAAACUACGGUGUAUAACCUAAUUACCAGUGAAGAUUCUUAACCAAUGAACUAAGUGCUAGCCAAGCGCGUCACCAACUUUUGCAAAGGGCCUAUAACGUUGUUACUAGUCCAGAUUCUUUACCAUUAAGUUUCCAAAAGGCAUUGCGGUGAAAAAUUGAAUGACUAACCAACUGUUUCAACUAUAUAUUUCAAUACUAGGUAAAAGACGGGGCCUGGCAUCGCACAAUCGUAGAGGUAGACACGCCUAAACCCCAUCGUCUUCCUAUACUUGAUGUGGCUGUAUUCGAUAUUGGAGACAGAGAUGAGGAGUUUGGACUUGAAUUUGGUCGUGUUUGCUUCUUUUGAGUUAUAACCUGUACAAACCUUUUUUUUUUUUGUUUUUUGACAGACUGAUAAGUCAACAAAGAUCUCUAACACUUUGAGUUGUAAGUUUGUAAGUUAUUAGGUGCAUGAAACAAAGCUUGCCGGACGAUUGGUCUGCAGAAGAGACCCCAUUUCAAGCUCAUGCCUAUGUAGUAUACACUAAAUAAAGCUUUUUUGUCUGGUGACAUUUGUGCUUACUCAGUUCUCUCUUAUUAAUCUGUGAUGCAUUUAACACUGACGACCUGCGAGACAAACUAAAUCCUCAGCUGGACAACGAAUUUGUUCCUAGUGGAAGCACUUAGCCUGCAGUUCGAAUUAUUUUUUAAUGACCUUGACUGCUUGGGUGUUCGAAACUUCUGUUUUGUCAGCUAGCAGUAGAAGGGAUUAAAACGCUAUUCGCUACUCAUUAUUGUGGAUACGUGAAGUCAAUAACAACUUUCAAAUAAACCAUUAAAAUAAUUAAUAGACGUUAAUUAUUCUCGGG